This is a messenger RNA of Podarcis lilfordi (Lilford's wall lizard), 44458 nucleotides long. The record is from the annotation of a GenBank genome assembly. Lineage: Eukaryota; Metazoa; Chordata; Lepidosauria; Squamata; Lacertidae.
CCGCCCCGCCCCUUCCCUCGCCGUAAAGAAAACCGAACCAAACUCUUGGCGCUCUCGAAGUUUCCGUGGCGUCGCCAAGAUGGCGGAGUCGGCGGGGCUGGGCGUGUUGCGGUGAGCGGCCUGGUUCCCCCCCCCCCGGCUCCCCUCGGGGUCCCCUGUCUGUCUGUCUGCCUGUCUGUCUGACUCUGAGCCUCUUUCCCCUCAGGCUGCCGGACGGAGACGUCGAAGGAGACCCCGCCGGAGCCGCGCAGGUGAGCGCCGCCAGCCGGGGGCGCGGGGGGGGGGGAGGCCGGGCGAGAGCAGGGAGGCUGCCGCGCUUCUUCCUCCGCCCCGUCUCCCAUCUCGGCUCACCCGCCAGCUCCUUAGGCGGCCCCGCCGGUCCCUUGGCCGCCUCCCGCCUUUCAGGACCUCCCCUCCCUCUGGGACCCGCGUCUCUCGGGGGGCUUCUCCGCGCCAGAUCUCGCCCAGGAGCAUCUUCAGCUUUUCGAAAUUGCCCUCCUUAAAGUCCAGAGUCUGUGUCCGACUGGGCUUAGCUUUCCCUUGCCUCUGUAUGGUCACUUCCUCGCGAGUUUCCACUGCAUCAAUCAGUUCCUUCCUGUUGGUGGGGACCAGGUCCAAGAUAGAUGAUCCCCUUGCUGGUUCUUCCACCUUCUGGGAAAUGAAAUUGACAAUGAGGCAAUGGAGGAAUUUGUUGGAAGUCUCCCAUGACUACUGAUCUUUCUCCUUUUUGAAUGUUUGGUCAUCUGCCCAAGGAAGGAGUCAUCCAUGUCUUCAGUUUGGCUUGGAGGUCUUUAGCAGACCCCCACAGUAAGGUCACUGUUGUUUCUCUCUCCUACAAUUUGUAUCAGAAACUCUCAAUCUGCUUUUCAUGCUCCAGGUCAUGGAUUUCUUCAAGAGUGUAGACUAUCUUUACAUAUGACGCUGCUACUCCUCCCUUUUUGGUCUAUUCCUUUAAAUGUAUUGAUUGAUAUAUGCAGCCCAUAUGUUUAUAUUGGAACAUAUCCAAAACCCUGGAUGACAGCCCCCAAUGCUUUUAUGUUGUUGUUGUUUAGUCGUUGAGUCGUGUCUGACUCUUCGUGACCCCAUGGACCAGAGCACGCCAGGCACUCCUGUCUUCCACUGCCUCCCGCAGUUUGGUCAAACUCAUGCUGGUAGCUUCGAGAACAUGAUUUUCGAGAACAUGAAUGCUUUUAUAGACAUUAAAUAACAUAGGAGAAAGAAUGGACCCUUGUGGGACCCCACAGUCAAAGGUCAUGGGGCUGGCACUCCACAACAUCCAACAAAAUCCUAAUAUUACUUGCUGGUAGUGACCUCAUAGGAGGUAGUGACCUAGGAGUGCAGCUACUGUAAUACAAUACAGUGGUACCUCAGGUUAAGAACUUAAUUUGUUCUGGAGGUCCGUUCUUAACCUGAAACUGUUCUUAACCUUAGCCUUAUGAGGAACGGCUAAGGGAGCUGGGCAUGUUUAGCCUGGAGAAGAGGAGGUUAAGGGGUGAUAUGAUAGCCAUGUUCAAAUCUAUAAAAGGAUGUCACAUAGAGGAGGGAGAAAGGUUGUUUUCUGCUGCUCCAGAGAAGCGGACACGGAGCAAUGGAUCCAAACUACAAGAAAGAAGAUUCCACCUAAACAUUAGGAAGAACUUCCUGACAGUAAGAGCUGUUCGACAGUGGAAUUUGCUGCCAAGGAGUGUGGUGGAGUCUCCUUCUUUGGAGGUCUUUAAGCAGAGGCUUGACAACCAUAUGUCAGGAGUGCUCUGAUGGUGUUUCCUGCUUGGCAGGGGGUUGGACUCGAUGGCCCUUGUGGUCUCUUCCAACUCUAUGAUUCUAUGAUUCUUAACCUGAGGCACCACUUUAGCUAAUGGGGUGCCGCGCUGCCACCACGCAAUUUCUGUUCUCAUCCUGAAGCAAAGUUCUUAACCCAAGGUACUAUUUCUGGGUUAGCGGAGUCUGUAACCUGAAGCGUGGUGCCACUGUACUUCCAAUUCCCACUCCCUUGAGCAGCUUCAGAAGGGCAUCAUAUUAAAUGACACAGUUAUUCUAAUAACCCAUUAAACUAAUAAUCUUAUUUUAGUAUAGGCAACUCCUGUUUUAGGCACGUCCAAACGACAUAUGAUUGCACACAUGUGCAAGGCACUAAACCUGGUAGUAGCCCCAAAAUAUACUAAAGAUACCAUGAAAACUACUCCCACUGUUACAAUGAGUUUUUGGAAGUAACCUCUCCCCCCAAAAGCAUUUUAAAGAAUGAGAUCAUAAAUAUCAAGGGAGGAACUCAACAGUGCUUGCCAGAUGAAACAACCUGCUUUCUUCUCCCCCUGCACUGUGUGCAGUUCUGGGGGUUCUCCCAACACUCUAGAAUGGAUUUGGGGGAUGGAGAGAGGCAGGGAAAGCCCUCUUGCAGGAACAGGAGCCCUUGCGCUGACUUCUGCUGUUGUGCCGAGUUACUGCAAUCUGGCCCCAAGACUCUGCCAAAUUCCAUGUUACAAUUCUCUGAGGGGUAAUAAUUUAUUAUUAUUUUUCAAUGUCACUAAAAUCCAGGCAAAACCCAACAUAUUAGAAUCAUGUUGCUCCAUUUAUCAUCUACUACAUUUAUUAUCUGUGGGUUAAACCACUGAGCCUACGACUUGCCGAUCAGAAGGUCGGCGGUUUGAAUCCCAGCGACGGGGUGAGCUCCCAUUGCUCGGUCCCUGCUCCUGCCCACCUAGCAGUUCGAUAGCACGUCAAAGUGCAAGUAGAUCAAUAGGUACUGCUCCGGCGGGAAGGUAAACAGCGUUUCCGUGCGCUGCUCUGGUUCGCCAGAAGCGGCUUAGUCAUGCUGGCCACAUGACCCGGAAGCUGUACACCGGCUCCCUCGGCCAAUAAAGUGAGAUGAGCGCUGCAACCCCAGAGUCGGCCAUGACUGGACCUAUUGGUCAGGGGUCCCUUUACCUUUUAACAUUUAUUAUCCACCAUCCAACUUGCCUAAUAAGGUGACAGCUGGGAAGUUAAUACCUCACUAUUCUCUAAAUAGCGACAGUUAUAACCCAAACUUUUCUUAUAGCUAUACAUAGCCACCAAAAUAUGUAUGAAGACUAUAUCGCCCACAUGUCCAACAUCAAGCACUUGAUAACUUACAUCUUUUCACAAGCACCUAGUAUAUCUGAAGACUGCAAAGUUCCACCCACGUUUCUGGCAUCAAGCACUCAGUUAUAUUUUUUGAAACCUCAAAUUUGUUUGUGGAUUUUAAUUGUGCUUUUGCUGCUAUUUUAUUUGUACUCGACUUGGAGAGCUUUUUGAUUAUGUGCUUUAUAACUACAAAAGAUCAGGCACGUCCAACUUCAAAUAGGCUGCGAUCUACUACCCAGGAUCAUAAACUGGCAGUGAUCUACCCAUUGUCAUUGAAGGGACAAGGAGUGUGCGCAGGGUGCGUGUGUGGAAGGAGGUUGCUAAGGAGGGGGGAGUUUAAGUUGGGGGGGAAGGAAAGGGAGGCAAAAGUUCUCUUUCUGAGGAGCCAGUCGGCUUCUCUCCCCAUCCCCACCCCAAGCCAGCCCUUUCUUAAUUUCUCUCUACCCCCUUAAGCAGCUCUCUCUCCCCAUCCCCCACCCCUGUCAAAGAGAGCCACGCAGCUGUUGGAUCCCAAUCCUGCCUGAUCCCCCACCCAGGGGAACCGAGCAGCUGAUGCUGUUGCUGGUCCUGAUCCCGCCUUCUGUCAGAGACAGCACAGACCACUCCCCAGCUCCCUUGCCCGCCUGCUUCUCAUUGCUGCCUCCACCAUUUCCCGAGCUCCAGCCUCACACAAAUCUCAGUCCCCCUUGCCCCUUAUACCGCAUUGCGGCCCCCUCGCAACAUGAAUGAUACAGUCAACUAAGUUGCACCCUGAUCGAUGGGUUGGACAUGCCUGCAAUAGAUGAAUCAGCUUAAAAGAUUUUUCUUUUGCCCCCACAUUCUUCCUCCAUCUGUCUCUUAUCUUUGAAUAUUAUGUCCACCUUCUUUUGCUCCUGUCUCUUAUUCUUGGCACUCAAAGGAUUUCAUUAUACUCUAGAUAGCAAUCCUUUCUGAGAAUUGUAGUUUCCCAGCAUUAUCUCAAGUAUAGUUUGUGACCUAUGUGAUACUGUUAGUCCUUGCAGAUUUAUUUAAGCUUUUUAUUAGCCAAAACUCAUAUAUAGGUUUCUAGAUCCUUUGCUGUCACUGCAACUAAUUCUCACAUCUUUCAGACCCCUUACAAAUUUUGUAUGUUCCUCUAGUUUUCUAGAAACUGAUGUCACAAUAUAUUAUCACUUUGAAAAUGUUUCAGUGGAAAAAUGACAUUGCCAGAGAAAUUUUAUGGGCCAUUACUAACGUAAACUUAAUCCAUUUUCUCACUAGCACUCAUUGAAUGGCAUUAGAAUGCACCAUCCUACUAUCUCCUAAACAGUAUUUUAAUGAUGUUUAAAUUCCUGAUUGUUCCAGAGUCCAUUGUGUUGGUUAUACCCUUGUAUCAUAGCAGUUUAUAGAGCUGCUCACAGCCUCCCAACAUCUGGGGGGCUUUAAAUGUUACCCUAGGACUUUUCCAAUUGAAACAAACUUGUCUGCAGUUAUGUACUUAAGAAUUCUAGGCAAAAAUUGUGUUCCUAAACUUUUUAAAUGCCAACUUUAAAUGCUCCUUUUGCCAUUUCUACUUGAACAAAAUUCCUUGGCUUCACUGCAGUGCUAAAAAAUCAGUUUCCCAAUUAUUUUUAGCUGUUCCAUAGAUGCAUUUUUUGUGAGAAACAAUGUUUCCAUGUGCUCUGGCACUUGUCAUGGCCCUCCAUGCACCAGAAGUGGUUUAGUCAUGCUGGUCACAUGACCCUGUUUGUGGACAAACCACGGCUCCCUUAGCCUGAAAAGUAAGAUGAGCACCGCAACCCCACAGUCGCCUUUGUGGGGUCCAGGCAUCCUAUACCAUUUACCUGUGAGAGAUGAAAUAAAAUUGAGCUUGAGAAUAAAAAAUUAUUUGAUUCUCAGCAAAUUCUUGUUACUAAACCUGCACUAUCCAAGAUAAUGGGAAAACAGGGAACACUUAGGAAGAUUAUUAUUUUAUUUAUUAAAUAAAUUUGUAUAUCACCCUUCAUCUGAAAUACUGCUGCAGAACAGGAAGGAAAGAUAAGAAGUUUGUAACUGAAAGAAGAUAUUGGUGUUAUAAAUAUGAAAUUGGAAACUGCUAAAUAUGUGAUAUAAUGAAAUUUAGAUUGGAGGGUGUCAAGGAAGUCUUAUAGCAAUGUACAGUGGUACCUUGGGUUACAUACGCUUCAGGUUACAGACUCCACUAACCCAGAAAUAGUACCUCGGGUUAAGAACUUUGCUUCAGGAUGAGAACAGAAAUCGUGCUCCGGCGGCGCGGCGGCAGCAGCGGGAGGCCCCAUUAACUAAAGUGGUGCUUCAGGUUAAGAACAGUUUCAGGUUAAAAACAGACCUCCGGAAUGAAUUAAGUUCUUAACCCGAGGUACCACUGUAAAUGUACCAGGAAACAAGAAGAAACAAUUCUUCUUUUAUUUUUUCGUUUUUAUUGCUGUUAUGUUUUUAUGUUGUGUCAAGUGUAAUGUUUUUCUUUUGUGUUAAUGUCUAUGCAUUAUAUGAGAAAACCAAUACUUUUUGGGGGGGGGGUGAAAUACUGCUGCAGCACCCUGUUUUGCACUAAGUAACUGACUCGGGUGGGGAACAGAAAGGGGCUGGAGUAGAUUUGCCUGUGGGGAAGCGUUGGUGGAUGAACCAUUAAGCAUGUCCCUCCUCUCCAUGAAGCUUCCUAAGUCAAUUUUGACCACCAAGGAGUUGCUUGUGCCUGUGCAACUUCAUUCAGAGCAGUGCUGUUACAUUGGAUGUGAAACUGAUCUUCUGUCGCAUUGGGUAUGAAAUUGGUUGUCUACCCUGUUAGCUUUGAAUAGUAAAGAGAAAUUUGUGUGUAUACUGAGAAAUCAGAACAGUUGCACAGUAAUAAAUAGAUGUCAGAACAUUAUACAUUCAGUAAAUAAUUUUUACUGUCCCCCCCCUUCAUUCUAGAUACAGUUUCUUGACUAAAAUGCUGUUUACUCCUUGGCGUAUACUGUGAUGCUUUUAUCUCACUUAUAGGCACCUAUCCUCUGAAUUUGAGAAUUUUGCUUCUGGUGUAAUUCUUCUCAAAGCAAAAUUGUACUAAUUGAUGCUCUUUGAUUUGACAGGCAAGACAUUUCACUGUGGGCUACACAAGGAUUUGUAGAAAAUGUCAUGUUAAAUUUCUGCAUUUACACUUGCAGAAGCUGACAGCGGCUUUAGAACAGAAGCCAGAUGAUGCAGAGAAUUACUGUCAACGAGCUUUUGCUCACAUUCUUCUACAAAAUUACCAUGGUAACAUCUCUUUAUUUGGUGCUGUUAUAUCCCAAAAUGCUAAAAUGUUUUUAGAGUUAAUGAUGGUCUAAAAUUUGAUUUCAUACAGUCAAAGAAUUGCCGUAUUGCAGAGUUGGAAGGGUCCCUGAGGGUCAUUUAGCUAACCCCUUGCAAUGCAGGAAUUGCAACCCCUUGCAAUGCAGGGCUUUCGUUUCUUUUUUGCUCCCCUUCCCCGCCAGCACAUUAGUAGGCUUUGCUUGUGUAUUUCACAAAAUAACUGCUUGGAAUGCACACAGUUUGUGUCUUUGCCUGAUAUUUUCACCUCAUCACACCUCUGUGCUAGAUAUAGUUACUUCAAAAUCAAUUCCAUUGGUUGGAUCCAAACUGGGUAAUAAGCAAGCAGAAGGCAUUUCUACCCUCACAAUAUCAAUGGUGUUUCUCCAGUUUUGGGCACCUUUCCGGUCCCCUAUGGCUUACAUGCCAUUCUGGUCCUCUAACUUCUGGAGCAGAUUUGGGCUUGUCAUCAAGAGGCUCAGUUCAGCUGUAACUCUUCAUGUGUCCUGAACAAUGAGAAUUUCAUUGUGGUGGAUAGGGUAAGCCCCCGUUGUGUAAACCAGGGAUGAUCUCAGCACAGGGGGGAAACCAGUUGUGUGUCGAGGGUUGGAUGCAGGCCACAGCCACCUGACCCACUCAUGGUGAGAGCCUCUAGCGGGUGUGAUAAAGAAUCACUGGGCGAGAGAUGGGGAGGAAGUGGUUGGAUCUGCCCAUUGUAUUGUCUGUGUUCUUUUACUGUUGAUUAGGCAUGGCAUAGGGGAACUACGUGGGUGGCAGCCAUCUGCGCUUUUUAUUUUUUAUUAAUAUUAAAAUUUGCAUACUGCCCUACACCCACAGGUAGGGCGGUUCACAACAUAAAAUCACAAUAUAGAAACAUGAAAGACAUAAUAAAAAUAAAAAUAAGAACAACCCAAUAAUCCCCCUUCUCCAACACAUUUUAAAAGCAGAUUGGGUGUCAAUCAACCAAAGGCCUGGUUAAAGAGUUUUCACCUGGCAUCUAAAGGUGUAUAAUGAGGGCACCAGACGAACCUCCCUGAGGACAGCAUUCCACAAAUGGGGAGCCACUGCAGAAAAGGCCCAUUCUUGUGUUCACCAGUAUGCAGACUAUACCAAGCUCAACCUCUUGUUUAAAUCAGAACCAGUGAAGACAGUGAACUUCUUGUGUGGAUAUCUGGAGGUGGUUACGGAGUGGAUGGCAGCCAGUGGAUGGAAUUAGUGGUUCUGGGAGACAGAGCAAGCAGGUGUGGGGGAUUCCCUGGUCCUGAAGGACCAGGUGCACAGCCUGGGAGUCAUUUUGGACUCACAGCUGUCCAUGGAGGCAUGGGUCAAUUCUGUGUCCAGGGCGGCUGUCUACCAGCUCUGUCUGGUAUACCAGCUGAGACUCUUCCUGCCCGCAGGCUGUCUCGCCAGAGUGGUAAUGCUCUGUGUAUCUCCCACUUGAACUACUGUGCUCUACAUGGGGCUACCUUUGAAGGUGACAUGGAAACUACAACUAAUCCAGAAUGUAGUUACCAGGCUGGUGACUGGGAGCAGCCACUGGGACCAUAACACUGGCCCUAAAGGAUCAAUACUGGCUCCCAGUAUGUUUCUGAGCACAAUUCACAAUGUUGGUGCUGACCUUAAAGCCCUAAAUGGCCUCAGCCCUGUAUGCCUGAAGUAUCUCCACCCCCAUCAUCCAGCCCAAAUAAUGAGGUCCAGCUCUGAGGGUCUUCUGGUUGUUCCUUCACUGCAAGAAGUGAGGUUACAGGGAACUAGGAAGAGGGCCUUCUCAGUAGUCAAGCCCACCCUGUGGAAUGCCCUCCCGUCAAAUGUCAAGGAAAUAAACAGUUACUUGGCUUUUAGAAGCCAUCUGAUGGCAACCCUGUAUAGGGAAGUUUUUAAUUUUUGAAGUUUUAUUGUGCUUUUAUAAUUUUUGGAAGCCGUCCAGAGUGUCUGGGGCAACCCAGCCAGAUGGGUGGAAUAUAAAUACUACGACUACUACUAGUACUACUACUACUACCAAUACUACUGUUGUAUAUCUUAUCUUUUCUAGCUGAUUUAUUAUGUACUGUACUUGUUUGUCAUAACAGCUCAAUAUUUGAAACUGAUACUACUAAUCUAAAUAAGAUUCAGAAAACUUUAGAUGCAGGUUUUGCCUUCUUCCUAGAAUAGCUUGUUUAUAUUUUAUUUCUAAUAUAUGUAGUUGCCACCCAUUAACUGACUAUUCUAGUAUGAGGAAACCUGUGUGAAGUAUUGAAGAAAGACAGAAUUAGUGUGGUUUAAUAGUGAGUGAAAUAAUGCAAUACUUAGAAAUUUAAUAACCUUUUUUUGUAGGUGCCAUUGCAGAUGCAAAGAAGUCACUAUCACUUGAUGCCAGUAAUGCUGUAGCCUUUCUCAGACAAGGGUGAGUGUUUAUUUUAUGAAUCGUAUGCAGGUGUUUUUAGUUUCCCAAUUUUGUGAAGAUCUUGUUUUUGUAUGGGGAGAAUUACUGGCAUUCACACAAGUUGCCCUCCCCCCGAUUUUUGCCACACACUCCCCCCACCAUUGUGGCUUCCUGAGAAGUUGUUCCUUGGGAAUGGUGUGGAAUGUGGGUGCAAUGGGUAGGGGGGUUGGAAAGAACUGGGGCCUUGCUUUACAAAAUUGGAAGUGUAUUCUAUUCUCAAAAUAGUACUUUUGGAUAAAUAUUUACAAUAUUUACCUGGACCUAUUUAUGAUUUCCGUAGCAAUUUAAUACAAGUUUAUUCAAGAUUCUUGAUUGCAAGUCACAGACCAAGUAAAACUAAGGAUUCUUUUAAUUAUUAAAUAAUUGAAAUGUUUAUAAGGUUUGACUGUUCCUCUGCAUUAAUAGGAGUGAAUUGUCAAUCAAUUACUGAAUUUUAUAAUGUUGGUAGAUCCUGCUUAACAAAUAUUGGCAUUUUCUCCUCUUACGUGUACAUCAGGGUAGGUGAAUACCAUAUGAAAGACUAUGAUUCUGCACUGAAGUCUUUCAGGGAAGGACAACAACUGGAUAGUAAGUAUGAACGUUCAAACUGAUAUGCCACCUCAUAGUUUAAACCAUGCUCAAAGUGGCUGACAACAUUUUAAAAAUCACAUAAUUACAAACAUAAUCAAAGUAGUUAUCACAAAUAAUGCAUUGAAAAGCUCUAAAUUAAAGAUGCAAAAAAAUAAUAUUGGUAACAGCAAACCCCCCCCCCCAAUGAUACAACAGCCCAGGAGUCUGUUCAGCAGCUUCAGUUUUUGUAGGUGGGGUCAGUCAGGGUCUCACCCUCCCAGGCCAGGUGAAAAACACCCACCAGACAGAGCAGGUCUUCCAGGACUAACAGCCAAGAUCACAACACCAUCAUUACAGUGAAUCAUAUUGUAGUUAGGCAUCCCAAUAACAAACCUAGGUGAUCCUUCAUGCGAUACUCUUCCCUCCCCUGUAACUGUGAAGAGGAGAUCAGAAGCUUAAUCUUAACUAACGUUAAGGAAAACAAGCCACCUUUAUAAACUAUGGUUUAAAGUUGGCUUGUUUUCACUAACCAUAAUUAAAAUUAACCAACCAUAGUUUGCUAGAGUGUAGAUGACAUCCAGUUUGCAUACCCUCCAUGAUAGAUGUAUUCUUUUUGGACUUAAAUGAAAUCUGAUCACCAAACUAUUUAAGUAGCAUUGAAAGCUGGGACAACAUUGAGUGCCUUUGUCAAUUGGUUCAAUAUUGAAUGCUUUUAAAAUAAAUAGUUGGUACAGGUGCAGCUAUGUUACUAUGCUAUCCUUCUAUAAUGGCAUUUUGUAAUCAAAAACGUUUUUCUGUAAUCCAGAGUUGAAUACAAUAUCUCAAAGUUAACUGCUGAUAAGUAACGGGUAGGUUACUUGUGUGUGACUGAGAGCCACACUUUUUGCCACUUAAGGAGCAAUACAGGGAGCCAGUGUGAAGCAGCCGUGAGCCGUGGCAUAUGCAUAAGGUGCAUCAGAUCCAGACUCUGUUCAAGAAAUUACUGCCUAAGCAUGGCAGAGAGAAAAAAAGCCUUUUGAGUUACAUCACCCUUCUUGCCAGCUGAACUUAUGGCAGUUUGCCAGGCCACUUGACUGAGCUCAAUGGUCUUAGGAUCCAGCUCAAGCCUGCCCCAUUCCUGGAACACCCUUUUUUCAGGACUUAAGAUCCCCUGGGCCCAGCUGCCCUGGGAACCUCCCAGCACAACUAGAUUUCCGCUAGAUCCUAGCUCUGCUCCUCCUGGCAGAUAUUGCUAUAAGUUUGCUCCCUUUGUCUUCUUCAGUAAAAGCUAGAAAGGCUGGGAAUCUCAGAUUCUAGCAAGAGCCUGUGUUUGCUAUGUAGACAGUUGUCACCACAGCAUAACAGCUUAUCAAAUCUUAUAGUAGAUGUCAUACUGCAGUAGACUAUUGUGUGUUUCAUCUGCUAGGUACUGACACAGCUUUUACUAUUUGGAUUCAAAGAUGUGAGGAAGCCAUCAAUGGUAAGCAAUGUUUUACUUAUAUGCAUUCUUAUGGGAUGGGAAACCUCAGAUGUGCCAUCCUAAUGGAGCCUUUUUCGUGUUUUCAUCUAUACCCUGGUAAAUACUCUUCACUGAAUUUUUAAUGCUUUUGACCCUGCCUGCCCCAAAAUCUGUGUGAUAUAUUCCAAGUAGAAUCAGGAUUUACACUGCACAAGUUUCCCUGUGAAGAGGAUUUAUUGGGGAACAACCAUCAGCAAACCUAGUUGUGAGUCGAGGACCCGCCACCUGCGUAGGAUUAUAAUAAGACACAAAAACACAUUAUUUUAGGUUAAUGGGAAAAAUUAGGCCACAACUUUAUUGGUUACAGCAUGUGAGUAGUAUUGCCUUAGGCACUGGAUAAAACAUCAACACAUGACUCCACCCCUCUCAGCAGGGAGUCAUUUCAGGGUUAACAACCAGUGGGAGAAGCUUGUUGAUGCAAAUACAACUGGAAGCUUCCCCAUGAUGUCACCGGGGGUUGUGCCAUGGCCCUAGCCACCAGCAGGGCAUCGGACAGGAUCCACGACCGCCGGAUUCCUUUAACAGAAUACCCCAAAGAGGAGGGGUAGAUGAUGGCCCAUACCCAAUCCUCCAACACAGCACACCUAUUCCAAUGCCUAACCGCCAAUACCAGAAAGUUGUGAUGAGUUGCUACGAGGUAGACGAGAAAACCAAGAGGCUGGUGCCAAAUUGCCAAAUGGAUAAAAAAAAGUCCUACCAGUCCAACCGAAGUCCAUAGCAAGGUCAAUACGCAAAGGAAGCUGACCAAAGAGGGAGGGAGGGAGAUCCGAUGCAAGCAGGAACUGACUAGGGUCAGAGAGCUGCCGUGGCUGCUUAAAUGCAGCUAACCCCACCCACCAGCCAGCCCUUUUGGCCGACUGAAAGGCUUGGCCGCAGCAGCAGAGGCAAUCAGAAGCAGGGAGCUGGAUACGCCUCCCUGCCGCUGCGGGAAGCUGCUCCCACUCACAACUCCUCCCCUCUGGGAGGAGGAGAGGCCUUGUAGAACCUGCCAAGUGGGUUACGAUAUCUAGUGCAACACUUGUUUUUCCAAAUAACUUACAAAUACAUAAAUAUAUUCAUAUUUAUGAUUAGGGUGGCAACAUGUAUGUGUGUGAGCAUGCAAGUGGUUCGUAUACAAAAAGGUGUGACUUUCAGAAAAUGUGUGGUAGAGAGACAUUGCAAUUAUAGACUGAAUUUAUUUUCAACCUUUCUAUCUUGCUUCUGCCAUAGAAUGGUCUCAAGGUAGCUUACAAUAAUAUAGCACAACAAAAUGCAAUACAAUGAAAUCAAAAAGAAAAGAGAGCAGAUCAACUUCUAAACAAGUAUAAACCAGUGAUGUAAGUCCGUUAAAAUAUCUUACACACAGCUAAAAGCCUGAAAGAACAGUGUGCACUUUGCCUGAUGCCUAAAGAAUAAGAGAGAUGCUGCUGGUCAGAGAAGUCUAAAAAAAUUAUUUUGUAAAAAAUUACAAACUGGAAGUGGUACUCCAGGGUCCAAGAAUGUUCUUUACAGUUGCCAGAAUUUCUUCUAUAAACGUAUGGUAUUUUAUUAAUUGGCUUUUGGGCUACUUCUUAAAUGUACACAUUUCUGUCAUAGACACUGAAAUUACUGAAUAUUUGCUUUGAUUUUAUUAUUCUUCCCUUGUAUUUUGAAUGGAGAAUAAAGAAACCUAUACCUAAAUGCAGUAAUUAAGGGGUGUUCUGUUUUAAGAAGCUAGGGACAGAGCACACAUAGAUCUUGUACACAUUUCAAAGCUUAGUUUAAAUGCGAUGGGAAAUAUGAAAGAUAUAUAACUUUGAAUUGACUGCUUCUGCACAUCCCAGUGAGAAUAUGGAGAUAAUAUUUUCCUCUUUGAGAAAUAAAACCCUUCUCAAACUCCUUAAGGUAGAAAGUAAAGCAAGGUAGCCAAGUAAGAGUCGAAAGAGCAGUCAUUUUCUACUUAUUUGACAGACAAAAUAUUCUCUUCAAGCAAUUUUAUGAUUCCUACAAGGAGAACUUCAGUUCAAAAUUCUACAGGCAAAAAUUCAGCCCCCCCCCCCCCCACGUUUAAAGAGUGCUAGAAGUGCCUAAUGUUGUUCUCCUUUAUUUGGGUAAUUAUUUUAAACCACGUAGUAGACACAGAAGUGAAAUAGUGAUUCAGAAUGGAAUUUGUGAGUUAACUGCAACCAUUUGAACUUCAAGUACUUCAUAAUAUUUGGCAUUUCUGUAACACAUUUCAUAGGUUCUGAAACCUCACAUCAGCUCAUUAAUCCUUACUGUAGCCCUUUAUGGUAGGCCAAUACGAUAAAAGAAUUGACAGAACAUUCCCUUUAGUGAGCUGGAGGAAGACAUAAAGACUAACAACAACAGCAAAGGUAAAGGACCCCUGGACGGUUAAGUCCAGUCAAAAGCAACUGUGGGGUGUGGCGCUCAUCUCGCUUUCAGGCUGAGGGAGCCGGCGUUUGUCCACAGACGGAUUUCCGGGUCAUGUGGCCAGCAGGACUAAACUGCUUCUGGUGCAACAGAACACCAUGACGGAAGCCAGAGCACACAGAAACUGUGUUUACCUUCCUGCCACAGUGGUACCUAUUUAUCUACUUGCACUUUGACGUGCUUUUGAACUGGUAGGUUAGCAGGAGCUGGGACGGAGCAACGGGAGCUCACCCUGUUGCUGGGAUUUGAACUGUUGACCUUCCAAUCAGCAAGCCCAAAAGGCUCAGUGGUUUAGACCACAGCGCCACCCAUGUCCCUAACACUUCAGUCGCUGCAUACUUUCUGCUUUUCUGCAGUUUGGGAUGCAACAUUUUAAUUGCCUGAGUCAAGCAAAGGAUAAAUCAGUGUUAUAUUGUACUACAGUGCCAGUGUUCAGAUGAGUAUGGUAGUUUUUUAUUGAUUUCUUAUUUGCAUUUUUAAUAAAUUUAUAAACAAUAAACAAUGUUGCUGAUUUCCAGUUUGUGGUCAAUGAGAGCAGGUGUCUAACAGUUUAAUACAAGUGAGUAAUUCCAUUGUGUGGUAUGAGUGGUUCAUUCUAGGUUUAGCUGUUUUCUUUCAAUUGAUUGAUUGAUUGAUUGGACUUUCCACAAUGAGCUGUGCCCAAAGUGGUUCAUUUCCAGCAUCUAGUUAUAUAAAGUUUUUGAAGGAACCAACAGAUUCAAAAUAAGGAGUCUUAAGAGUGGAAAGGAUUUGCUUAUAUAGGCUGUUUAACAAAACAGUCCAAUGUUCUAAAGUUCUUGCAGAUUUUAUAUAUGCCCCCACCCAAGGUGAUGUCAGGUAACUGGCAGGUGGCAUAGUUUGCUCGAAACAGCCUCACAUGCCAAUUUCAGAGUCAGAUGGGCCUAAGUAGGCCUCCAGCUUGGAAGCCCACCAUAACUGCCUUAGAUCUCUGUGUGUGUGUUGCUGCUGCUUGAAUGGUACAUUACUGUUGCCAGAAACUUUUCACACUUGGUGUGGAAGCUUGUUCAUGUUUCCUUGGAAGUAAGUCCCACUCACUCCCUAGUUAAGGUUUGCAAUCUAAAUGUGUCUAGUGUUAAACUGACUCAUUCUGUAAAAUAACCUGGAGCAAAACUACUAAAUAGCUUUGAUACCAGCAUGCUUUCUUUGUGGCUAAUUGAUAUAUAUUUUAAGAAACAUGUUUUCAAAAUAAAGAUUUAUUUAUUUUUUUGCCUUGCAGCUGGAUUGCAGAAUAAGGUGGUAAGGUCCCUCUAAUUUGUAUACUUGGUUUCUAGAGCAUAACACUUCUCCAAGUUGUAUGGCAACCUUUGUAAGGAUUUUAUGUUGAUGCUGAUGAGGCAUUUUAUAAUGUGACCCAAACACUUUCCAACAGGAUUCCUACUAUUCAGUGUCCACUAGUCUUCCCACCCUCUGAACCAAGUGCUAAUAGAUCAGAAAAUCUCAGAUAAUUUUUAAAUGUAAUUUAUCAGAAUUUUAAAUGUAAAGAACAAGAAACACACAGAAGAAUAUACAGUGCAUACAGAGAUUUACACAUGUCUAGGACCAGGCCUUUCUUGCUUCUCUCCUGUUAGUUAGUUAGUUCUCUCCUGUGAGUUAGUUCCUCUCUGCUAGGUCUUUCUCUUCUUCCCGUAGCUUGUAUCUCUGUGACCAUGGCCUUGGAUGGUUUCUAUCUCCAUUCAGUUCUUUCCAGCUGGCUCCCUUGAUCUUUGUCUGCUCCUUGGUCAUAACCUCUCACACAGUUCCUUGCUUUGCUGUUCUUGACCACAUAAGCUAACACAGCACACUAUGUUCCACCCUGAGAUUCCUCAUUUAAACAUUUCCCUAUGCUGUCCUUGCCAACACCUUGUGCUCAACAGCUUUCCGUUUAAAAAUCUUGCACAUUCUCUCUGCUGUGUUUUUCUUCUGCUUAUAUUUAAAGUUCUGAAGUGCUUUUAGCUAUAAUAAUGGUUUUAAUCUUAUGGUUCUGUGUCCUUAUAGUUUUGAGUCCCCUUGAGUAAUCAGAAAAUGAUUUAUUAUCUGUAAAAUUAUAUGUAGGUGCAUGUUUUUCUAGUCAUACACCCACCCACUGGUUUCAUGGGUACAGGAGUUGCGGAAAUAUGACAUAUAUGUGUAAAAUGUGCCUAAACUUUCUUUUUGCAUGUGUGUAUUUUCAUGUGGUUCUUGUAUUGAAGUCCAUUUCAUGCACAAGAGACCACAGAUAGCUACUAAAAAGUACUCUUGUAACGUGAAAAUAUUAUGAUGCUUGGCUUAAAAACUGCUAGAUUAUUCUAAUUUAUCAAUAUCUUUUCAUUGUAAAGGAUGACAAUCAGAUUUUGCAACAUCAGUCAAAACCACCUAAGAUCAAGUAAGAUGGAGUUCUUUUUUAACAUUCUCUAUAACAGUACUUAGUAUUUACAGAAUAAUUUUCCUAAGAAAGGCCUCAAAAGAAAGCCAGAACCAGUGGGACUUUCCUCAGCCAAACCACUCCAGGUGAUCUGCUAUAACCUGUCCAGUGGAAAGGGUUCCAGGAGAGGGAGGGAGGCAGGUAAAGGCCACCCCGGAGCAGGGGCAGGCUCCAGCAGAACUCUUGUACCCUGCCCCUCAGAGUGAUAUACCAUCAGCUGCCCUAUGAGUAGCAACCUGAUGGUGUUUUUUUAAAUUUGUCACUAUUGUGUUUUGUGUUCUUAAAAUACAUAAUUGAAUGUUGCUUGUUAGCUGUCUUGGUAUUAAUUAUAUCCUGAAAUGCAAUGUAGACAUAAUCAUAAUUUCAUUAGAACGUAUGGUACACUCUGAAUAAUUUUGUAAUUUGACCUUCCCCCUGAAGCCCUUUUUCCACCUUGGGCCUGGGGGUGGGCCCCAUACUCCACCACAGCAUAUAAGGCUCCUAGGAGGCCUCGGGACAUCGCUGCUGCCGCUCUGCCGUGAGUCGUGGGGCGGACCGCCCCCCCUGAAGCCCUUUUUCCACCUUGGGCCUGGGGGCGGGCCCCAUACUCCACCACAGCAUAUAAGACUCCUAGGAGGCCUCGGGACAUCGCUGCUGCCGCUCUGCCUAUGAGUCUUGGGAGGACCGCUCCCCUUGAAGCCCAUUUUCCACCUUGGGCCUGGGGCGGGCCCCAUACUCGCCUCCGCAGCUUAUGGGGCUCCAGGGAGGCCUCGGGUGUGUGGGGUGGGGUGGGUGUUUAGUUGGGUGUGGGAAUUUGUUUAAUUUAAUUAUGUUGUGUUUGUAAUUUUGUUUUUGUUUUUAUAGUUUUAUUGUUCUGUUAGUUUGAUUUUUGUAUAGGCUUUAAUUUGAUUUUAAGGGGAGGGGUCAGGGCUGCCUGGGAGUGGGUCCCAGCAAACAAAAUGGCUGGGGCAGGUUCCACAGGGGGGGAUGCACUCGGACAACCGAUCUCAGUGAUCACGGGUAGGAGGAGGAGUUACGCUAAGACCAGACCAUGUCAUUACCGAGGAAGCAGGCUUAGUCGUUGUUUGAGGACUAUCCCUGCUUCCAGGUCUGGUCCUGACCGGAAGGAUACUGGAAUCAACAAGGAAACCCACAUGACCUGAAAGUGUUGCUGUGCAAUGCCAGGUCAAUGAUGAAUAAAACCUCUGCCAUCCACGACCUGAUUGUGGAUGGAGGAUUUGACCUGGCAUGUGUGACAGAGACCUGGUUGGAUGAAGCAGAUGGGCCCGUCCUUGCCGCUGCUUGUCCACCGGGUUUCUCUUACGCACAGCAAUCCAGGCCUUGUGGGCGGGGAGGGGGGGUUGCAGUGAUUUUUAGGAAGUCAUUAGUUUGCACCAGGCGUCCUAUUGGAAAGACCCAGUUCUCUGAGUGCAUGUUCUGGAAGUUGGGCAAUAGGGGCAGUACAGGAUUCCUAUUGGUGUACCGACCUCCCCGCUGCACCAAGGAUUCCCUGCCCGAGCUGCUUCAGGUCGUGGCGGAUGUCCUCCUGGAGACACCUAGUUUGGUUGUCCUAGGGGACUUUAACAUCCAUGCCGACACGACCUUACAAGGGGCCGCUCGGGACUUCGUGGAAAGCAUGGCCUCCAUGGGGCUGUCCCUGAAUAAGUCUGGCCCAACUCAUAGCCACGGGCAUGCCUUAGACCUGGUGUUCACCUCUAUGGAUGUUGGUGAUCUGACAUUAAGUAAAAGCGAAACCAAAGAAGUGCCAUGGUCAGAUCACUUCCUGGUGCAACUGGACUUCUCCGUGACCCUUCCCCUCUGCAGGGAGGCGGGACCGAUUCAGAUGGCCCCGCCACUUAAUGGAUCCAAAUGGUUUCCAGAGAGUGGUAGGGGAUGUUUUAUCCCAUGUUGAUGGCCUUUCAGCUGAUUCCCUGGUGGCCCGCUGGAAUGUGGAGUUAACCAGGGCUAUUGACUGUUUGGCUCCAAAGCGCCCUCUCCGAUUGCAUGGAGUCCGGACAGCCCCGUGGUUUUCCACGGAUCUGAGGGCAAUGAAACAAUCGUUGAGACGGCUAGAGCGCCGGUGGCGGAUAACCCAUUCUGAAUCUGACCGGACACGGGUUAGAGCUCAAUGUCGAGCCUACCAAGUGGCGAUAGCGACGGCGAAGAAGACUUUCUUCACCGCCUCUAUUGCAUCUGCGGAAAACAGCAGCAGGAGACUCUUUCAGGUGGUUCGCAAUUUAGCGGAACCACCUGCUCCAUCAGGGCCCAGUAGCGGCCACAUGAUCUCCUGCAAUGACUUUGCAAAGUUUUUUGCAGAUAAAGUCGCUCAGAUUCGAGAAGAGGUAGACUCCACCGUGGGAGCAGGGCCGGGCGGGAGAGUGCUAGAGUCCUGUCUAGUCAAGUUGUGUGGGAUCAAUUCCAAUCUGUUACCCCCGAGGAUGUGGACAGGCUGCUUGGACGAGUGAAACCAACCACUUGCCUCCUUGAUCCUUGCCCAUCCUGGCUUAUAAAAGCUAGCCGGGAAGGACUGGGCGAUGGGCUUCGUGGGGUGGUGAAUGCUUCCCUCCGUGAGGGAGCCUUCCCAGACCCGCUGAAAGAGGCGGUUAUUAAACCGCUUCUUAAAAGACCAUCUUUAGAUGCGGCCACAAUAGCCAACUAUCGCCCAGUCUCAAAUCUUCCAUUCUUGGGCAAGGUGAUUGAGCGAGUGGUUGCUGAACAACUCCAGGCACGCCUGGAAGAAGCGGACCAUUUGGAUCCCUUCCAGUCGGGAUUCAGGCCUCAUCAUGGGACUGAAACUGCCUUGGUCGCACUGGUUGAUGAUCUCCGGCGGGCUAGGGACAAAGGUGAGUGCUGUUUCCUAGUUCUGCUGGAUCUCUCAGCGGCGUUUGAUACCAUCGACCAUAACAUCCUUCUGGACCGUCUUGAGGGGCUGGGAGCUGGGGGCACUGUUAUACAGUGGUUCCGCUCCUUCCUCCUGGGCCGUGUUCAGAAAGUGGUGGUGGGGAUGAGUGUUCAGACCCCUGGGCCCUCACUUGUGGGGUGCCUCAGGGUUCUGUCCUCUUCCCCAUGCUUUUCAACAUCUACAUGAAGCCGCUGGGAGAGAUCAUCAGGGGAUUUGGGCUGGGUGUUCAUCAGUAUGCAGAUGAUACCCAGCUCUAUCUCUCCUUCAAAUCAGAACCAGUGAAGGCAGUGAAGGUCCUGUGUGAGUGCCUGGAGGCGGUUGGAGGUUGGAUGGCGGCUAACAGAUUGAGGUUGAAUCCUGACAAGACAGAAGUACUGUUUUUGGGGGACAGGAGGCGGGCAGGUGUGGAGGAUUCCCUAGUCCUGAAUGGGGUAACUGUGCCCCUGAAGGACCAGGUGCGCAGCCUGGGAGUCAUUUUGGACUCACAGCUGUCCAUGGAGGCACAGGUCAAAUCUGUGUCCAGGGCAGCUGUUUACCAGCUCCAUCUGGUACGCAGGCUGAGACCCUAUCUGCCUGCGGACUGCCUCACCAGAGUGGUGCAUGCUCUGGUUAUCUCCCGCUUGGAUUACUGCAAUGCGCUCUACGUGGGGCUACCUUUGAAGGUGACCCGGAAACUACAACUAAUCCAGAACGCGGCAGCUAGACUGGUGACUGGGAGCGGCCGCAGAGACCACAUAACACCGGUCUUGAAAGACCUACAUUGGCUCCCAGUACGUUUCCGAGCACAAUUCAAAGUGUUGGUGCUGACCUUUAAAGCCCUAAACGGCCUUGGUCCAGUAUAUCUGAAGGAGCGUCUCCACCCCCAUCGUUCUACCCGGACACUGAGGUCCAGCACUGAGGGCCUUCUGGCGGUUCCCUCACUGCGAGAAGCCAAGUUACAGGGAACCAGGCAGAGGGCCUUCUCGGUAGUGGCGCCUUCCCUGUGGAACACCCUCCCACCAGAUGUCAAAGAGAACAACAACUACCAGGCUUUUAGAAGACAUCUGAAGGCAGCCCUGUUUCGGGAAGCUUUUAAUGUUUGAUGUAUUAUAGUAUUUUAAUUUUUUUGGAAGCCGCCCAGAGUGGCCGGGGAAGCCCAGCCAGAUGGGCGGGGUAUAAAUAAUAAAUUAUUAUUAUUAUUAUUAUUAUUCGUUUCUCGCUGUAAUCCUGCCUAUGAACACUACACAGCCAACUUUACCGCCUGUGGUCUUGAACUCCCUUAAAUUACUGCCCAUUUGCACUUGUUUUCCCCAUGUUUGGAAGCCCCUCCCUGAACAUAAGGUAUAAACUCUCAGUUUCCUGAGAACCCAUUCAUUCCACGUGGGCUCUGUCAUAUUUAUCCCCUUAAUCUUCAGUUCCAGCUAGCCAAGCAUAUAGCUGGGUUUGCCUGAAUUCUGCUUUUCCUCCCUUCCUGUCUUGUUUUUGUCAUUUUGUUCAUCUCAGAUUGUAAGCUACUGCCGGCAGAGAUUUUGCCUUUGCAGCUCAGUACAUUGCCAUAUGCACUGAUGACACUGUGCAAUAAUUAAUCAUCUUUAUAGCUACCAUACAGGUAGCACUAUGGUCUAAACCACUGAGCCUGGGACUUGCCGAUCGGAAGGUUGGCGUUUAAAAUCCCCGCGAUGGGGUGAGCUCCCAUUGCUCGGUCUCACUUCCUGCCAACCUAGCAGUUCGAAAGCACAUCAAAAUGCAAGUAGAUAAAUAGCUACCGCUUCAGCGGGAAGGUAAAAGGCGUUUCCAUGAGCUGUUCUGGUUUCGCCUAGCCCCAUGACCCAGUCAUGCUGGCCACAUGACCCAGAAAAACUGUCUGCGGACAAACGUCGACUCCCUCGGCCAGUAAAGCGAGAUGAGCACUGCAACCCAAGAGUCGUUUGUGACUGGACUUAACUGUCAGGGGUCCUUUGUAGCUACCAUGUACAGUAGUUAGCUAGUAUUAGCAGAUCCCCUAAGUGCCCCUAUUUUUCAGGGACAUCCCUGAUUUAGAGAAGCUGUCCUGGUUUCUGAUUUGAUCCUGGAAUGUCCCACAUUUCCUUAGGACAUCCCUGUUUUCAUUGGAGAAAAGUUGGAGGGUAUGGAAUUAUCUGACCCCCCAAGCAGUUUGAAGGCAAUCUGGUAUAGGGAAGUGUUUUUAUGUUUAAUGUUUUAUUACGUUUUAAUAUAUGUUGGAAGCUGCCCAGAGUGGCUGGGGCAUCCCAGUAAGAUGUGUGGGGUAUAUAUAGUAAAAUGAUCCUUAUCGAAGGGGACAUCCCUAUUUUCAGUGGAGAAAUGUUGGAGGGUAUGUAUUAGUAUUCCCUCUUUAUAAAUGAGGGGUUGGGGCUAAGAGAAUGGCUAAAAGAAUCUUUUUGCUUUCUGUGUUGGACUCCUUGAAAUUGAAUUAUUUGAUUAAUGUAAAGUGAAAAAGUUGAGCUAUGAUUUCUGGAAAAUAAUUAUUCCAGACAGCCUACUGGACAAACUCUGCUCUGCUGUCAGGCGGCACAUAAGAAUAUAGGCAUCUAGGACCAGGAUUUUAAUGGUUUCCUGUUUUUCCAAAUUAACUUAUUUGCUGAAGAAUCCCUUAGUAUCUGGCCUGGAGCCCUGUGCAUUGUGCAUUCUGUUCUUGUUCAGCGUUAGAAAGCAGAUAGGUAUAAUUAACUUUUGUGACUCAACAUCAUUCCAGAGAGAACUUCCCUCAAAAAAUAAAACCAAUACUUGACUACUCUGCAUCCAGACAGAAGAGAGCAGAUUCCAAGGCGUUAAAGCCAUUGGCAAACCAGAGGUUCCUGAAACAAUAUCCAUCCAUAGCCCCCCCCCCCCAAAUAAUAAUCUUGAUGGGUUUGGUUUGGCAGAUGCACACCCUGACCACACCAGACUCAACAGCUUCUGCAUGGUCAGCAUCCAGUCCACAAGCUCUGGCAAGCUACACUUUUCCUUCCUUUCUACCACCUUGUGGUUUCCUAAUAGGAUUGCAAAUCCCAGCCAGAGGGGAAUCUGUGCACUCAACAUCUUAAAAUGUAUUAGCCACAUAGUGGCCAAAAAGUGUAGCUGCGUGGGGGAGGUGGAGAGCUCAGAAGGGCAAGAGGAAGCUCCUCUGGUCAUUUUGCAUAUAACCUUUCCUCCACUGAUCUCUCCAGAAUCAACCCAGAAAUAACAUCCGGUAGGCUUAUGGGUCCCACAAACAACAUAAACUGACAUCCAUCCUGACAAAAUAAUUUGCAAAUUUGCACAGCUUGCAUUCCCACUCAUUACAUAAUCAUGGCCAGGAGCUAGUGAUCUGCUUUACUACCUCUAUUUCAAUUGCGAUUUUUCUGUUAUUCCUACAAACUUCCACAACAGCAAGAUACUGCAUCCAUGAGUGGCAUGCUAGGCUUUCUACCGCUGGGGUAGAUACAGAGCCAGUGCCCCAGUACCCGGAAAGGCAGGUGGCAGACCAGGGUAGUGUUCUGGAGAUCUGGGGUGGGGAUGUCCUGCUUCCUCACAUUUCAAGCAUUUCCUCCAGCAAGCAUCCAAAUAAUAAUAACAACAACAACAACAACAAUAAUAAUAAUAAUAAUAUAUUAUAUGCCGCCUAUCUGACUGAGCUGCUCCAGACAUUCUGAACAGCUUCCAAACAAAUUAUAAAACCACAGUAAAACAUCAAACAUUAAAAACUUCCAUAUACAGGACUGCCUUCAAAUGUCUUCAAAAAGUCAAAUAAUUGUUUAUUUCCUUGACAUCUAAUGGGAGGGCAUUCCACAUGGGGGGGCUUGACUACUAAGAAGGCCCUCUGCCUGAUUCCCUCUCAGGGAGGGAACCGCCAGAAGGCCCUUGGAGUGUCUCAGUGUCUGGCUUGAAGGAUGGGGGUGAAGACGCUCCUUUGGGUAUUCUGGACCAAGGCCAUUUAGGGCUUUAAAGGCCAGCACCAACACUUCCAAUUGUACUCUGAAGCGAACUGGGAGCCAAUGUAGAUAUUUUAAGACGGGUAUUACAUGGUCCCAGGGGCAGCUCCCAGUCUGGCAGCCGCAUACUGGAUUAGUUGUAAUUUCCAAGUCACCUUCAAAGGUAGCCCACAUAGAGUGCAUUACAGUAGUCCAAGCAGGAGAUACCCAGAGCAUUACCACUCUGGUGACACAGUGUGCAAGCAGGUAGGGUCUCAGCCAGUGUACCAGCUGGAGCUGGUAGACUGCUGCCGUGGACACAGAAUUGACCUGUGCCUUCAUGGACAGCUGUGAGUGCAAAAUGACUCCCAGGCUGCACACUUGGUUCUUUAUGGGCAUAUUUACCCCACUCACGACUAGGGAAUUCCCCACACCUCCCUGCUCCUUGUCUCCCAGAACCAGUACUUAUGUCUUGUUGGGAUUCCACCUCAAUCUCUUGACUGCCAUCUACCCCACAACCGCCUCCACACACUCACACAAGACAUCCACUGCCUUCACUUGUUUCAAUUUAAAUGUGAGGUACAGCUGGGUUUCAUCUGGUGAACACCCAGCCCAAACCCCCUGUUGCCUCUCCUAGCAGUUUCCUAUAGAUGUUAAAAAGCAUGGAAGAGGAGUCAGAGCCCUGAGGCUCCCCUCAAGUCCAGGGAUCUGAACACUCACCUCCCCCAACAGUACUUUAUGGACAUGGCCGAGGAGGAAUGAGUGGGUUCACUGCAUAGCAGUGCCCCAAACUCCCAGACCUCCUAGAAGAUCCAGGAGGAUACCAUGGUCAGUAUCAAAAGCUGCUGAGAGAUCCAGCAGAACUAGGAAACAGCUUUCAUCUCUGGCCCUGGCCCUGUCCCACUGGAAGUCAUCAGCCAGUGCAACCAGGGCGGUUUCAGUCCCAUGAUGUGUUGAUUGCAAGUGGUCCAAAAGGUCCACAUCCUCCAGGCGUGCCUGGAGUUCUUCUGCGACCACCCGCUCAAUCACCUUGUCCACAAAUGGAAGAUUUUAGAUAGUGCGAUAAGAGAAACCUGGUCGACAAGCAGCAGCAAGAACAGAGCCAGCUACCAUGUCCAACCAGGUCAAUUCCUCCAUACAUAAUCAGUGGCACUGGUCUUAUGAAUCAUUAACCUAGCAUUGCACAGCACUACUUUAAGGGCAUGUGGGACACCCUUGUUGAUACUCUUCUUCCAGCUGUGCAUUUUCUUCUGGAAUCUGUUCUAAGGCUCUCAUCAAAUAGUCUUUGAAACUUGCUGAGACCAUCUAUUGUGGGAGCUUACUUAAAGGUAAUGCACUUGGUUGCUUUCAUGUCAACUUGAAGAAUUAAUGAACUUGAUGCUCUUUGGUUAGAAAGGAGCUGCAUCUUCCACUUAAUAUACUGAUAAUUAUGGGGACUGAUCAAUCCUCCCUUCUUGAAAAUGAGCAUGCAAUUCCACUCCAAAAGGCUUGGAUCAUUGCUUUAGGAGGAUCCAUGCUAAAUUCCUGGAUGAUCCAUUUUCUGCCAAGGAUCAUCAUUGACAUUCAUGUUUGACAUAACAAAAUAAAAAAUAAAAAAAUUCCUUCCAGUAGCACCUUAGAGACCAACUAAGUUUGUUAUUGGUAUGAGCUUUUGUGUGCAUGCACACGAAUCUGAAUAGUAUCUGAAGAAGUGCGCAUGCACAUGAAAGCUCAUACCAGUAACAAACUUAGUUGGUCUCUAAGGUGCUACUGAAAGGAAUUUUUUCCCCCCGACUACGGCAGACCAACACGGCUACCUACCUUUAACUAAAUGUUUGGCAUAGUUCACAUGGGCCCUUGUUCAGAGGGAAGGAGUUGGGAAAGUCUUGGGAAGCAAUCAGGAUACAACAGUGGGAUAUUCACAUAAACUAAAAUACUGGUGUUUUUUUUAAAGGCAUGACUGGUAUCAAACAGAAUCUCAUGUAAUUGUAACUAUUAUGCUCAAAAACGCAAAGAAGGAUGAUGUAAACAUACAGUUUUCAGAAAAAGAGGUAAGAUAUGCAUAAAAUUCAAACUGAAAUCAAGGCACCCUUAGGUUAUAAAUGUAGUUCUUUUCAAAGUCAUUUCUUUGAGUUCAGUGUAACUUCCAAGAGAGUGUGUGCUUAUUGCAGCCCAAGAUAAAAUCAUCAGCUUUAUGCUUGAAUGGGGAAAAGUGAGGCUUUGCGAAAUGUUGGUGCAGGUAUUAUCUAAUAUUUAUACAGUGGUGCCUCGCAAGACGAAAUUAAUUCGUUCCGCGAGUUUUUCGUCUUGCGGUUUUUUUCGUCUUGCGAAGCACGGUGUCGGAAAAGUUUUGGAAAAGCUUCAAAAAUCACCAAAGUCUUCAAAAACCUCAAAAAAGGCUACCGAAAAAGGUUAUGAGUUGCUCCUCGAAGUCAAGUCGCAACUGUAUUAACGGUUUUAAGAAAAAGGAAACAAACUUGCAAGACGUUUCCGUCUUGCGAAGCAAGCCCAUAGGGAAAAUCGUCUUGCGAAGCAGCUCAAAAAACCAAAAACCCUUUCGUUUUGCGAGUUUUCCGUCUUGCGAGGCAUUCGUCUUGCGAGGUACCACUGUAUUCUCUGUAUUGUUCUGUCGUGCUGUUCACUAAAUCUUAACUUUAAUUAUUGGGACCCCAGGUUUGGUUAAUUAUAUUGCAAGUAUUCUUGUUUUAUCAUUUACAUAUUUUAGACUAUAGAAUCAAAAAUUCAGUGAGUUGCUGCUUUAUAUUCACACAUCUUGCUGGGUAUGGAAAUGUGUGAAGUAUAAAGCAAAAGAAGAAGCUGUGUGUCUUUUGUCCAUUUAAUUAUUUAUGGCUUUUGGUAACUUUCUACAGUUAAUGCAAUUCUUUACCUAAAGAAUGCACAUCAAACUGACAUAACAGGCUUUCUGAGUACCUACUUGAUGACUAAGAACAUUAAUCUUCUGUUUAUGUUCUAGCACACUUUGAAUUAUCUGUUGAAUAAUUCAAUAUAAAUUGCUGUUUGAAAUUCCUCUCUUAUACUCGACACAGAUUAGAUGUUCCCAAUGAAAGGUCUUUGCCUUCAUUUCCUGGGAAAUGACAGAAACACUAGGAGGCCUUUUCCAUGUGUUUACUACUGAUUAUGUUUCGUAUUAUUAACAGCUAGAUGUAUUCGUGAGGCUUUCGUCAGAGGAAGACUACAACUUAAAGCUUCAUUUUCUUCAUUCCAUAGUUCCAGAACAAAGUACAUACAAAGUUCUUUCAACCAAGGUAAUCUUUUAAAGAACAAAUUAUUUUGUUAGAUACUUGUCGCCAGGGUGGAUUUGAUUUGAUUUAAAUUAAAUGACGAUUUAAAUCAAUAGUCAGUAAUACUUGAUUUAAAUCAUAUUUUUAACAGAAAGACUCAUUCUUGCUGGUAUAAUCUUAAUAUUUACAACCAGAUGAAGGUUUCAUUUUUGGAAUAAUAACUUUUUAGAGUAGUUUUUACAGUUAUAUAAAAAAUAGCUGAUUCAGUUAUACUAUUAGAAAUACGUAGACCGAUAAUUAUGAAAUUAUUGUGAGGUGUAAUAAGUUAACUGUUUAUAUUUGGACAACUUUUCUGCUGUACUUUAUUGGAAAGAGAAAAAUAAAUAAUCAUUUUCUUAAUAACAAUUUAAACAAUUUAUUUAACUAAAACAAUAACAUUAUAGAAUAUGUAUCCAUGUUUGUUAACUGAUGUGGUUAGAGACUUUCUUGUUUGGAUGAUGUCAGGCGAGCCCUGGGAAGAAGGGCCUGGAACUAGUGUGAACUCUUUAUUAGUUGACUGGCAAGCACUUCAAGGUCUCGCCAAGUUACUAUUUCCACCACCCCCACCACUCCCUUUGGGAUUUGCUUCUACGUUCAGGUGCCUAUUCUGUACAGUUAAGUGUUAGUGCAGUUGUUGGAACCCAGUGGGAUUGGGAAGAGGUUGCCAGCCCUGAAGUGCCUUCCGCACUUGCCUCAAGUCUGAAUUGCACAGAUAUGCAACUGACUUACACAAUUAUUACACAAAGAUUCCAAGACUUGUGGAGUAUUCUGCUUACAAGGUUGCACUUCCAUCUUUACUGCUUCACACUUAGCUACUUGUGCAGAUCUAUUCCACUCCAAACAAUCUAUUCAUUGAAGAGGUAAGGGGUUGAUUCUGUGUGUAUAAAUUUGCAAAGGAACAAUGGAUUAAGGUUUCUUCCUCAACGCUGUAUGUUUAUUUUAUAACAUUUUUCCUGUGAAGACACAAAUUCACACUUUUGAGAACUGCAAAAACAAGCAUCUGUGAUAAUAUCUUCUUGUUAGAAAAACUGCCCCAAAUAAUCUUACAGAAACCUCUGGAAGAGUAUGACAUUAUGAAUAGAUUAAUGGAAUUCAUUUACCAAAAAAUUUAAACAUUGCAUAUAAAGCCUCAGGCUACAUAAUUAAAAACAAACCCUUAUUUCGUGAUGAAUAGCCUUUGGACUAUUAUGUAAUUUAAACAGAAAACAAUAUUUGGAAAGAUUUUUCCUCCAAAAGCAUUUUUCUUUAAAAAAAAAAUCCAAUUUAAAAUUUAAAAAAUUGAUGUUUUUAAGAAAUCAUUUAUUUUUAUCCUCCCUGCUUGUCACUUACUCAUAUUUGUAACAUGCGUUUUUACCCCCUCCCCCCAAGAAAAAUCUUAGCUGGUUAAGAAAAGUAGUUUGUGUGCAUGCUUCUGCAAAUGACUUAGGCUGCAGUCCUAAGUAUGUUUACCUAGCAGUAACCCAACUGAACACAGCAUAGUUUUGUUGUCGUCAUUUAGUUGUGUGUGACUCUUCGUAACCCCUGGACCAGAGCACGCCAGGCACUCCUGUCUUCCACUGCCUUCUGCAAUUUGGUCAAACUCAUGCUGGUAGCUUCAAAAACACUGUCCAACCAUCUCGUCCUCUGUCGUCCCCUUCUCCUUGUGCCCUCCAUCUUUCCCAACAUCAGGGUCUUUUCCAAGGAGUCUUCUCUUCUCAUGAGGUGACCAAAGUCUUGGAGCCUCAGCUUCACAAUCUUUCCUUCCAGCGCUGAUUUCCUUAAGAAUGGAGAGGUUUGAUAUUCUUGCAGUCCAUGGGACUCUCAAGAGUCUCCUCCAGCACCAUAAUUCAAAAGCAUCCAUUCUUCAGCGAUCAGCCUUCUUUAUGGUCCAGCUCUCACUUCCAUACAUCACUACUGGGAAAACCAUAGCUUUUACUAUACGGACCUUUGUUGGCAAGGUGAUGUCUCUGCUUUUUAAGAUGCUGUCUAGGUUUGUCAUUGCUUUUCUCCCAAGAAGCAGGGGUCUUUUAAUUUCGUGACUGCAGUGAUCAUGGAAUAAAAUAAGAAAUAAAAGAAAUAAAAUCUCUCACUGCCUCCAUUUCUUCCCCUUCUAUUUGCCAGGAGGUGAUGGGAACAGUGGCCAUGAUCUUCGUUUUUUUGAUGUUGAGCUUCAGACCAUAUUUUGCGCUCUCCUCUUUCACCCUCAUUAAAAGGUUCUUUAAUUCCUCCUCACUUUCUGCCAUCAAUGUUGUGUCAUCUGCAUAUCUGAGGUUGUUGAUAUUUCUUCCGGCAAUCUUAAUUCCGGCUUGGGAUUCGUCCAGCCCAGCCUUUCGCAUGAUGAAUUCUGCAUAUAAGUUAAAUAAGCAGGGAGACAAUAUACAGCCUUCUCUUGCUCCUUUCCCAAUUUUGAACCAAUCAGUUGUUCCAUAACCAGUUCUAACUGUAGCUUCUUGUCCCACAUAGAGAUUUCUCAGGAGAAAUAGCUUACUUUUGAGUAGACAUGCAUAGGAUGGUGCAGCUUUAAUAAAAUCAGUUUGUUUUCAGCUAAAACUUGGAAAUUCAGAAUGGUGGGUCAAUUUCUGUACUAAAUAUGCAGUUAUUGUAGAAUGCAUUCUCCCCUGCUGAUAUCUGAACUAAUCAGUCAUAUCAAACGAUAUAGAGGUUAGCAUUAAUCUUUUUUUAGGGCGGAACAUUGAGAUUAAGAGUCCCCAACACAAUGAGUUGCUGAAUCCUGUUUUAUGACAGCAUCUUAUGACAGAUUUCUUUAAGAUUAGUUGACUACUUAAAAACAAGAAAAAGAAAUGAUGUUUCAUUAUUCAGAUCUUGCAGGUAGAAAUUGGUGGCUGCCUUGUGGAUCCUGGAUAAAGUCAUGAACGCAACCUAGGAUUGGAGGAAGGCACAGAGGUUAAGCCAUUCACACAUGUUCUGCAGGGAAAUAGCUACUAAAGAUAGUUGCUCUGUCUAAUUAGAAAGCCAGCCUAGUAGCUCAAAGGGUGCUGGCCAAAACUUCAUGCUGCUCCUUCAGCCCAAAGUUCUUACAUUUUUCUUAUUAAGCACAAUCUUCCUUGCAAAUAUUCAUUGAAUUACACAGCCUUAAACUGGCAGGUUAAGCUUAAAAUUCUACAAGGAAGGCUCAAGCAGUAUGUGGACCGAGAACUCCCAGAAGUACAAACUGGAUUUAGAAGAGGCAGAGGAACCAGAGACCAAAUUGCAAACAUGCGCUGGAUUAUGGAGAAAACUAGAGAGUUCCAGAAAGACAUCUACUUCUGCUUCAUUGACUAUGCAAAAGCCUUUGACGGUGUCGACCACAGCAAACUAUGGCAAGUUCUUAAAGAAAUGGGAGUGCCUGAUCACCUCAUCUGUCUCCUGAGAAAUCUCUAUGUGGGACAAGAAGCUAUAGUUAGAACUGGAUAUGGAACAACUGAUUGGUUCAAAAUUGGGAAAGGAGUACGAAAAGGCUGUAUUUUGUCUCCCUGCUUAUUUAACUUAUAUGCAGAAUUCAUCAUGCGAAAGGCUGGGCUGGAUGAAUCCCAAGCUGGAAUUAAGAUCGCUGGAAGAAAUAUCAACAACCUCAGAUAUGCAGAUGACACAACCUUGAUGGCAGAAAGUGAGGAGGAAUUAAAGAACCUUUUAUUGAGGGUGAAAGAGGAGAGUGCAAAAUAUGGUCUGAAGCUCAACAUCAAAAAAACAAAGAUCAUGGCCACUGUUCCCAUCAACUCCUGGCAAAUAGAAGGGGAAGAAAUGGAGGCAGUGAGAGAUUUUACUUUCUUGGGCCCCAUGAUCACUGCAGAUGGUGACAGCAGCCACGAAAUUAAAAGAUGCCUGCUCCUUGGGAGAAAGGCAAUGGCAAACCUAGACAGCAUCUUUAAAAGUAGAGACAUCACCUUGCCAACAAAGGUCCAUAUAGUAAAAGCUAUGGUUUUCCCAGUAGUGAUGCAUGGAAGUGAGAGCUGGACCAUAAAGAAGGCUGAUCGCUGAAGAAUGGAUGCUUUUGAGUUAUGGUGCUGGAGGAGACUCUUGAGAGUCCCAUGGACUGCAAGAAGAUCAAACCUCUCCAUUCUUAAGGAAAUCAGCGCUGAUUACUCACUGGAAGGACAGAUCGUGAAGCUGAGGCUCCAAUACUUUGGCCACCUCAUGAGAAGAGAAGACUCCUAGGAAAAGACCCUGGUGUUGGGAAAGAUGGAGGGCACAAGGAGAAGGGGACGACUGAGGACGAAAUGGUUGGAUAGUGUUCUUGAAGCUACCAGCAUGAGUUUGACCAAACUGCGGGAGGCAGUGGAAGACAGAAGUGCCUGGCGUGCUCUGGUCCAUGGGGUCACGAAGAGUCGGACACGACUAAACAACAACAAACUGGCAGGUUCACUGCACUCAGAUUAUAAAGCCUUUCCUUGCCUUUGGACUAACAAGAGUGCCUCUAAGCAAAUGGGCACAACUAUCCUAAAAUGUGACAUUAUUUUAAAAUCUGUUAUUUUAAGUCCUGUCUAUUUAGGAUAGCCCUGAAUAACCAUUUUCCUUUGGUAAUCUUGCAUAGACCUUACAUUCAUAUAAAAUACACCAUCCAUGCUGUUUUGAAUUAUUAUGUUACAAAUAGCGAUAUUAAAAAUAAACAUGAAUACAUUCACAAACUUUUCAGACUUACUUUGUGAAAUAAUAUCUGACUUAUUAUGAUGCAUGACAAUACUGGCUUGAGUUCUAUGGCUGUGUAAUAAGGCAAAAGUGAGAAGUAAGACCGACAACCCCUAGCUCCUAGCAGGAACAAUCCUAUUCAGGGCUCCAUCCCAUCAGCUUUCCUGCAGGAUACUAUGACAGGAAACUCAGCUGUGCAGUUGAUCCAUCAGUUGAAUUGCUGCCCAUCGGAUUUCUGUGCCACUGAAACAAUUGUGCUGCCGGUGACAGAGCUGGAUUAAGGAACUCUCACAAACUGCAAACGGGGAAUGCAACUCUAUCCAGAACUGGUUGAACACCAGCUCUCAUACACUAGGAAUGAUGUUACUUGUGCAACCUGUGUCUUGUUGGAGUUGAGCUUCAGUUUUCUGGUCUUCAUGGUACUGCAUUACUCCCCUCCCCCCCCCGCUUGCCCCCCAUAAGGCAGAGAGCUUUAAACUGUUUUUGAGCCGGGUCUGCUUGGGUUACCUGGUGCAAAAGGAGCUUUUAAGUGCUCUGUUUGUUUGAUGGGCAAGGCCUGCUUGGCUCUGGGAGUGAUGGGGAUGCUGUCACCCGCUAGAUGUUGGGUGGCUCCAAGGGUUUCAGUAUACAGUACACAGUUUUCAUUUAUGCAUAAGAUGUGGGAUUACCAUGUGCUCAUGUGCAUGUGGGAGGGGGAAGAGAAGAAUAGGAUUCAUUUACAAUGCAGUAGGAGCUCUGCUGUUCUUUGAUAAAGGGUUUGGCGAACACCCUGGUCUGCUUACUGUGAUUGUUGUUUGGGGUAGAAAUGUGAAGACUUGGCAUAGCACAGGUCAUGGAAAAAAUAUACAAGAUGUACUUUAAAUACAUGGUGCAUUACCAAUGAAUGCAACUAAUUCAAUUUGCACCAAGAUGUCUCACAAAUAGCAUAUUUGUGGUGUAGUGGUGUAGAGAGCCAGUGUGGUGUAGUGGUUAAGAGUGGUAGAUUCGUAAUCUGGUGAACCGGGUUUGCGUCUCCGCUCCUCCAUCUGCAGCUGCUGGGUGACCUUGGGCUAGUCACACUUCAUUGAAGUCUCUCGGCCCCACUCACCUCACAGAGUGUUUGUUGUGGGGGGAGGAAGGGAAAGGAGAAUGUUAGCUGCUUUGAGACUCCUUCGGGUAGUGAUAAAGCAGGAUAUCAAAUCCAAACUCCUCUUCUUCUUCUUCUUCUUCUUCUAUUUUGCAUACAUUCAUACACUAAUAUAGCAUAGCUAAAUUUGCCAAAUGCAGCUGUGUUAGAUCAUGUUUGUCAAUUCACUGAAUUUGGUUUUGAAGUUCUGGAAAUUCGCUGACAGAUCUUUAAAACUCACAGUUAUUGGUUUCUUCUGGAACCUCAGUAGUUAUGUGAAAUUGUCACUUUCACUAGAGGGUGCUAAAAUAUUGUUUCAGGCUCAUUGGGUUCAGUUUUUAAUAGUGGCUUGGGGGGGGAGGGAAGCAAUGAAUAAAUACCUUGGCUUGGCUUAGUACUUCAUUUUCAACCAUUAACUUUCCACCAUUAUUAUUGUUCAUAGUUUAUACUCUAAUGCACAUUUCAAGAGUAUUCUAAUCUAGGAAUAGGAAUUCAAUACCUCUUUUACUUCUAAAAGUGUUGCAAACACAUUUAAAAAUGAAUGAAUGCAGCCUUAAAUAAGCACUGGAAGUUUAGAAAGGUUCAAACUGCUAUUUCAGGAGUUUUGACUUAAGACUUAAAGAGCAGUGCUAACCAUGGCUACUCAGAAGUAAAUCCUUUUGAAUUCAGUAGGGCUUACUCCCAGGUAAGUGGGAUUAGGCUUGCACCCUAAACAGUUGCGUAACCUUUUUUAGAUUUCUCAGCAGCUUUUAGUAUUGUUGACUAUGGUAUCUGGAUAGGUUGUCUUGAGUGGGAUGUUGGGAGGCCCUUUUUUGUGGUGGUUUUGCUCCUUAGACUGUGAGCUCCAGAAGGUGGUGCUGGGGGAUUAUUGCUCUGGCAGCAGUUUAUGCCUUUUGGUUCUGCAAGGGGCAGUUUUAUCCCGGGGUGCGCUUUCCCUACAAUUGAUGGAUUUCUCUCUCUCUCUCUCUCUGGUGUCAUAAAGAUAUAAAAAUUACUCUCUUUGGUCUGCUUAAAUUAGUAUAUUAAACAAUGUAAGGUAAGUUAGCACUAUUUAGUUGACAUACCUUAAAAUAUUGAAAAGUAUGAAAUAUAGAUAAUUCUCAAGUAAAAUUUUACAUCUGUUUAACAGUAAGGGCAACUUUUGAGGGUGAAAUCCUGUGAUGGGGGGGUUGGGGUAUCCCCUGGACUGUGGGGUGUUGCUGAUCCGCGUUUCGGCUUACGGUAGAUCUGUCCUUAAAAUUGUGUUUUCCUGUUGUAGCCGUCGACAGCCCUGCUGUUCUCACCACUCCAGCAGUAGCAACAAAAGGGAUUAUGUGUGGAUUCACUGAAUCCAAAGUUUGAUCAGAGUGACUAUAAAUAUUAAAUAAAUAAAUCAGAUAUCACACUGCAGCCAAGUUAGGUUUCCUUAAUCAUAGUUUGUUGGAAUUGAGCUGGUAGCAGCACACCAUAGUAGUGAGAUGCAAACACACACAACCUCACUGCCUUAAUUUUUCUCUUAGAUGACUUCCAACCCCACCCCUGUUGGGACCAAAACUGUGGAAAACACUAGCCUUAGUCUUACUUGGAAGCUAGAACAGGUGUGUACUUGAUAGUUUGGAAUCCCCUGGUUUAGGGUUAGGGUCAAACAGAAACUAAAAUAAAUAUGUAACGAGGAGAACUAGAUAAAAUCUAUUUGUAUAGUAAUAUACAUGUUUUUGUAUUGUGAUUUUGUGUUGUGAGACACCCUGAGGUCUGUGGGUAUAGGGUGGUAUACAAUUGUUGUUAUUAAUGUACAUACAUAUACUUAUUUUCCCCUAAGAAAUAGCAUUUUUGUAAACGUAGAAGCCUAUUUUAAAUUAUUUCUGUUUAGUUCAAUGUUUAAAGUAGGAGUUUUGAUUCAUGACAGGAUAUUCAAACAGCUUGCUAUAAGAUGACUCUAGGGUGAGCAUUUACAAAGGUGCCGUUGUUCUUAGGGCUACAGGGAUCCCUGGGUUAUCCUGGGUUUGAAUAGAGCUGAGAUUACUCUGCCAAAAUUACUCUGCCAAAAUGAGUAAGUUUAUGCAUAAAAUUGAACAAGCUGGACUUCAAGUCAUAUGGCAGACUGCUAACACUGAUCUUGGAAGUAAAUUAUAUGUUUGUAAUUGUAAAAUGAGUGCUGUGAUAUUUAGUGUGAAACUUAAAAUACGCUUGUAACAGGUGUGGGUAGAGAUCAUGAUGAUAUCUCUUCUUUGGCUGAUUAUGAAACUGCAUAAUAUAAAAUUAUCCCAAAACAAGAGGGAUGAAACCAAUAUUCUGUAUAACUUUAGAAUGUAUAGUAUGUUUAAAAGUCCAUGCCUCUCUGCUGAAUCAUAGUCUGUCCCAUUUGUUUUAAAUGAUACGCAGGGUUUUGUUUUGUUUUUACAUGUGCAUAAUCAUUAUUUAAUUGUGUUGCUUGAUUUGUCAAGUGUGCCUUUUUUUAGUCAGUCAAAACAUGUUUAAUCAGUGGAGAUUAGUCCAUAAUUUCUACAAGUAAAAUUUCAAGCACAUUUUUAUAAAGUUUACCCAAAAAUCUCAAAGUCACAUUCUUUCAUGUCCUCCACAUACUCAUUUCUUUCCUUCAGCUUAGAGAGACUCCUGGGGAUUUUCCUGCCAACCAGCUGCCUGCACCACUCAACCAAUCCUAAUCCAAAAGUACUGUUGUCGCCAGGAGGUCCCUCCCAGACAGAAAAACCAUGUGAUAAAUUAUAUUUCACUAGAACGGCAGACUUCUUUACCUUAGUGUUGCAGAUUCUCCCUCCAUCCUGUUUGUAGGUCUGCUGGUAUUGUAGACCUUUCAGAAUCCUACAACUGUUCUGAGCAUGUUCAGAGUGCUUCCUUGCAAGCCACACUAACUUUGAGCUUGUAGCAUGUUCUAAGCAGCUUUGUCUUUUUUUCUUUUGCUUAUUAUUUAUUUUGUGACCUUGGUAGAAAGAGGGUGCAUUAGGGGCCACAGUGUGAGUCCCUUUCUAGAAUGUUUUUUUUAAAAAUUAAUUAAAUCAUUUUGCAUUUGUUUAGGAGGAGAAAUUGCCGGUGGCUUGUGUGUGAGUUGCAGCAGCUUUUGUUGCCUGCCUUGCGCAGGUGGGUUGGGUUGGGCCAACAAACAUGUGCUAGAAAUUAAGAGAGUUGUUAGUGUCUCCUUGCUCUGGCUUCCCAUGGGAUUCAUAAAGACAGGUGCGCUGGUAGUGAGUGAUUGACUUGAGCACAAAGGAGAGAGUUGAGAUUGAGGGACAAGGGUCCAGAGCACAAGUAGUCGCCUUGACUGAUCCAAGCAGCUUGUUUACAUCCUCAAGCCUUAUUAAGUGAAAUUCAUCCAAUAUAAUGGGACUAGACUGUGCUCUGGACCCCCCUUGAGAUUCAUCUGCUAUAACAGCCAAGUCAAGAUCCUGGUGUAUGCAAGCAAUUCUAUCCUUAAAAUGCUUUGCAAACAACUCAUAGCUACCGUUGGUUUCAGCACUUCCUUUGUGCCAGACUGCAGGAGGUCCUGCACUCCCUGGAAGAGCUCUGCUGGACGACCUACUGAGGCUGCAAUGGAGGCAGCCAAGUAGGCCUUCUUUCCUGCCUUCACUGCCACUAGAUGGGCUCUAUGGUGAGCCCUCACCAGUAUUUGGUUGAUAGAGUUUAAUUUCUAAGUAAGAGGUAAGUAAGCCAGUCUUCUGAAAAGGAUACUUGGAAGCUCUUUCCCUGUCCAUGAAUGUGAAGAAAAUGAUUUAUUUAUAGCAAGGAGACAGUGGCACUGGCACAUGUGGCAUAUGAUACAUUUUUCUAAAUGAGUUCUGUACAUGUCCUGUUGUGAAGAGAACUACAAGGUAAAAAACUACAGCCCCACCAAGUCCAAAUGUCAACAGUUGCCACUGUGCUUAGCAGACUGAGAAAGUGAUUCAGCCAUAAGUAUAAAAGUAAUGCUCAAGCACACUUCCUAGGAUUUGUUUUUCAAAACCUUAUUUUCACACAUCAUCCUAAUUACUAUGGCUCUUCCCAGGCAACAGCUGCUUCUUUUUUUUGUUGCUCAUUGUUCUGCAGAGCUAUAGAAAGGUACAGGCUGAAUUCAAAGAGCACAGCUUCAAGUGAACAAACACAUACCAGGAUUUGUGGCUUAUUUUGCCCAAGCAGACCACAAUCUGUAGUCUAGGUUUGUUUUUCGGCUUACUGAUAAUUGUUUAGAGCAAAACAAGCCACAGUUCCUGGUUCAGCUGUAACACACAGCUAGGGCUUGUGGUUGGUUUUUGGAUGCAGGGGGCAAAGUGGCUCUCAUCAGCACACCCACAAUAAACCAUUUACUAUGAUAAGCAAAUUGAGCUAGUUUGUAAAUUAGCUUAAUUGUACGUUUAACUGGUAUGGCAGUUAACAUUUUUCUUUUUUAAAAAAAUUACACCAGAAAAAAACUACAGGCCUCAUUUAGUGCAUUAAAAUUUGGGUUUUUGUUGUGUGUUCUGUAGAUUGAAAUAAAAAUGAAGAAACCAGAAGCUGUACGAUGGGAGAAAUUGGAAGGCCAUGGAGGCUCUCCUAAACUAAAACAAUUUGCGCCUGGUUAGUAUGUUCAUGUUCAGUUCUACAAAUUGUACUUUUGCUCUUAUCUACACACUAUUGCACUCUUUUGUUUGAGACAAUCACUUAUUGGAUUAUAGGUCUGUUCUUGGAUGCCAUCAUUAUCCAUUAUUAAACAACAAAUUAUAGUCCUGCUACUCAAAGAUCACUUGUUGUAACGUAGCAGAGAGAAGAGAAUCUACUUUGGUCAGGAUGCAAACUUUUUUUUCUAUUUAUUAUUUUAUUUUAGUUAUCAGAUUUUUAGUGUUCCUUUCACCAUUGGUCCCAAAGUGGUUUCCAGCCAUAUAGAGAAAAACUAGAUACAAUUUAAGAUCCAAACAAUGUAACCUUAAAUGGACAGGACAGGCCAAACGGGUCCUCCUGGGAGAACUGGCUGGUCUUUGUUCAAUAUUUUAUUAAUUUUCAGUUACAAAAAUCCAAUAAAUGCCAUAUUUUAUCAAUACCAAAUAGCAAUAUCAAUUCAAAUACAAAUCAAUUACAUAGCCAAUUAUAAAAUUUGUGUGGCUUCCAACAUGCUGUACUUCAAGGUCUACUGAUUCUCUUUAAUUCUGCCUCCAGACUAUUGCUCAAACCAUAUACAAUCCACUCUUGAUAAAAUCCCUUAUACCACAGCUACAAUAAUUGACGUCAGUUCCUAUUAACACAUAUAGUAAUUUGUAAAUUUGCAAGUUCUCCUUUCUUCUUCCUGUGUGAGGUUUUAAUUUUCAUCAAUUGUUCCUUUAUUUAUCAAAUAUUAUGUCCAUAUUAGUUAUUCCUGAUCUCCUUUGUGCCUUACGGCUCUGUUGACUCAGAGUUAUUCGGGAGGGAUCUCUCUCUUUUGUUCUCAACUCUUCUGAUUGUAGCUGUAAAAUUCCAUACUUCCGAUUUCAAGCAGGGAGUUGCCUAAUGUCCUGCCAGAGCCCCGGCAAGCCUCCAAGUUCUCUCCCCUCCACGUCCAAACGAAGCAAUUAAUUAUAAGUACUUAUAGAAGAAUGAUCUGGUGUCCCACUAGAACCCCAGGAAGUCUUCAAAGUCCAGUCCCUCCUCCCCUCAAUCAGGGGGCAAGUAAAAAAUUAACUCCGCAGAUGCUCCAAGCCCUUUUUAUAAUUAUUCCAAACUUUAAUAUUUUCCUCACACAGUCCCGUUUGUCAUUAUAUUCCAUAUCUAUACUCCCAUUUUCUUUCCUCUUCACUUGCUGUGAAGAACAAAAAAAAAGACAUUCUUGGGGGGAAGGGUUUUGCUGAGUCAUUUAUGUAACAAAGGAUUUAUAAUGAAGUGAUUGGCUUCCCUCCCCAACACAUACUGUCUUUAAGCUCGAUUGAAGUCAUCUUUCCAAUUCAAAUCUGUACGACCUUGUAGCUAUUUCAAUUCGGCUGUCCUUAAUCUUUUCCCAUCAUUGCCAGCACGCAUCUGUGCAUUAAUCCUAAUUAAUCUCUUAAUGAACAGAAGAAUCACUGCUCUUAAUGGUGGCAUUGGAGGGUUACUGAGAGGCAAAGUACUUUUGCACUGAGUGUCUCCCUGCUUCCCACAUCCAUGUCUGAGCGAAAGUCAGGUACCUAGACGAUCUGUGAGUGAAGCUCUUUCCCCCAGACCCUGGGGGGAGUUUACAAAGAUAAUUACCCUCUAUCAUCUUUGUUUAUUGCUUCACCAAUGAUCUCCUGUGGCCGUGGGAGCUGCGCGAUUAAGGAAACCAGAAGCUGAGAACUGGCUGGUCUUGACUAGAUGAUAAAAGGCCAGUAACAAACAGCAUUGCUACCCACGUCCUUAGGAGGGAAGAAUUCCCAAGUCAGGGCACAGUCACUGAGACAAUCCUGUCCAGCAUUGCAAGCAAUACUUGCCAGUGGCCCUGUGACCAACCACCCUCCCCACAAGUGGAUCUCAAGGCUUGUACUGGCUGAAACAGGAAGACUCACCACCAAGUGUCCAGGUUGUUGUUGUUUAGUCGUUUAGUCGUGUCCGACUCUUUGUGACCCCAUGGACAAGAAGUCUUUAUAUGCCAGCAUCAACACAUUGAAUUGGGCCUGGUAUUAUAUAGGGAGCCAGAACAGAUCUGGUGACACGUGGCUUCCCAUGGGAGCACCUGCCCAAACUCUAGCAGUAACAUUCUGUAUUAGUUGCAGUUUCUUGACCAUCUUCAAGGGUAGCCCCAUGUAGGUGUCUUGAAUUGAUUCCUGGCUUGUAAGCUUCUUCUCUUUCCUCUUUCCUCUCUUGAGAAGAGAAGAGCUUGAGAUAGUUUUUGCUUGAUGUGUCAUAAUUGAUGUUUAACUUGUAAAAGCAGUUUUUAAAAUUUGAUUUUCAAAAUUAUAAACAUACAACAAAAAACAAUUCAAAAUCCAAAUAUCGAGAUUACUCUGAAUCUCAUGACUUCCCCCCAUCCCUUCCCUGGGUCCUAAUGAUAAUAUUUAUAACUGCAUAUCAAUAUUAUCCAAAUUUUUAUCCUUCUAAAUUAUCCAUACUUUCUGUUACUUUACAAGUGUGGUUAAAAUCCUGCUAAUGUUUUAAUGUUGCAGUGGUCUCUUAAAUAAAUUAUAAACUUUUCCUAUUCUUUUUAAAAUUUCUUAUCUUCUUGGUUUCUGAGCUUCCCAGUUAAUUUUUUCAUUUCGGCAUAGUCCAUCAACUUGGUUUGCCAUUCUUCUCUGGUCAGGGUUGUCUCUUCCUUCCAUCUCUGGGCUAAUAGUAUCUGUGUGGCUGUUGUUGCAUACAUAAACAUUAUUUUCUGGUCCUUUGGUAUCUCGGUACCUAUAAUUCCUAAUAGGAGAGCUUCUGGUUUUUUAACAAAAGUUAUUUUAAACAUUUUUUCCAUUUCAUUAUAUAGCAUCUCCCAUAAAUUUUUCGUUACUUUACACGUCCACAACAUAUGAUAAAAGGUACCUUCUUUUUCUUUACAUUUCCAGCAAGUAAUUGUGCUUGUUCUGCACAUUUUUGCUAACUUAACAGGAGUCAAAUACCACCGGUACAUCAUUUUUAUGUAAUUUUCUUUCAGUGAACAACAUGCCAUGAAUUUCAAAUCUGUUUUCCAUAGCCUCUACCAGGCCAUAUUAUUUUCUAAAACAUCGUUUUGAAAUCUUGAUAACUCAUAACUAAAACCUUUCUUUUUAUCUGUCUUUAAAAUAUCAUUUAAUUGAUGAUACUGUAACCAGUCUUUUACCAUUUCUCUUAUCUCUUCAGAGUCUUUUAAUUUUACCUGUUUUUCUACUUCGGUUAACAGCUCUAUAUAUGUUCAAUUUUUUUCAAAGAUGUUGCUUCUAAUAGGGAGAGCCACCACAGUGUUUUUUGUUCUAAUGUCUUUAUAUUUCUCCUAUACCCUAAAAAUGGAUUUUCUUAUUAUGUGAUUCUUUCAUACCAUAAGUAUGCAUGCCAUGCAAAUCUGUUAUCAUGUCCUUCUAAAUCUAAAAAGUCUCCAUUUUUCAAAAUUAUCUAUUCCCAGAUCCAGCAAAUGCAGGAUGCCUCAUAAUAUAAUUUCGUCAUUUCUUAUGUGAAUGCUCCUUUUAGUUAUUGGAAAGGUGGGAAGGUUCCUCUGAAGGAAGAUUACAACAUUUGGGGUUUUUGGUUUAGAGAAAAGGAAAGUAAGAGGAAGUAUGCUAAGCAUAUUUAAAAUAUGCACGGCAUGGAGAAAGUGGGUGGGGGGAGCUUUUUCACCCUCAUAACACGGCAACCUGUGGGCAUCCAAUGAAACUGAAUGUUGGAAAAACCAGGACAAGCAAAAGAAAAGACUUGUUCACACACCACAUAGUUAAACUGUGGAAUUUGCUUCCACAAGCAGGUAGUCAUGGCCACCAACUUGGAAGGCUUCGAAAGAGAAUUAGGCAAAUUCACAGAGGCUAAGGCUGUCAAUGGCUGUCAGCUGUGAUGGCCAAGUUUUACCUCCACUGUUGGUAGGCAGUAUGUCUCUGGAUACCAGCUUCUUGGAAUUCUUGGAAUUAGCCUCUGUGAGAACAGGAUUCUGCCCUCGAUGGGUCUGAUCCGCAAGGCUGCUCUUAUGUUCAUGGGGUGGGGAGAGAAGGAGCACAGGUAGAGAAUGAAAAAGUAGAACAGAACUUUUCACUGGCUUUUGUGUGUAGAGUGACAUUUGUAAGUGAACUGAGUGCUUGGUAGAGCCCAGCAUGAAUCUACUGUGGAACAAAAGCUGCCCUCUUUUGUUCCCUCUUCUGCAUUAUGUAGCCCAUUGUUGGAAGACUGGGAAGGUGUGGAUUAGAGGAUUGAUUGUGUUUGUGGUGUGGGAGAGAGGCCAAACAGAUAUAUAUUAUUGGGGGGGUGCGAGAAAGAGAACCCCAGUGGAUAUAUGUAUGUAGGAGAAAGGUGUGUGGUUUCAGCCCCAUUCAUCAUGGGCAUGUAGUUCCUGAGAAGAGAACUCACAAGGACCCAUAGCCUUUGAAUUAGAAAAGAUUGCCUGCCCCUGCUCUGGCUUUUAUGGUCCUGUUUGAGUAAGGAAUGCAGAGGGAAAUACAUGCUUCAGUAAACUCAGUUAUUUGGAGCUGUUGCCUUCUUUUCAGUCUGUACAUGCUAAAGUCCACCACUGUUCAUCUGUGAUAAGCUGUGAUAUAGAAUCAUAGAAUCAUAGAAUCAUAGAAUCAUAGAGUUGGAAGAGACCACAAGGGCCAUCGAGUCCAACCCCCUGCCAAGCAGGAACACCAUCAGAGCACUCCUGACAUAUGGUUGUCAAGCCUCUGCUUAAAGACCUCCAAAGAAGGAGACUCCACCACACUCCUUGGCAGCAAAUUCCACUGUCGAACAGCUCUUACUGUCAGGAAGUUCUUCCUAAUGUUUAGGUGGAAUCUUCUUUCUUGUAGUUUGGAUCCAUUGCUCCGUGUCCGCUUCUCUGGAGCAGCAGAAAACAACCUUUCUCCCUCCUCUAUGUGACAUCCUUUUAUAUAUUUGAACAUGGCUAUCAUAUCACCCCUUAACCUCCUCUUCUCCAGGCUAAACAUGCCCAGCUCUCUUAGCCGUUCCUCAUAAGGCAUCGUUUCCAGGCCUUUGACCAUUUUGGUUGCCCUCCUCUGGACACGUUCCAGUUUGUCAAUGUCCUUCUUGAACUGUGGUGCCCAGAACUGGACACAGUACUCCAGGUGAGGUCUGACCAGAGCAGAAUACAGUGGCACUAUUACUUCCCUUGAUCUAGAUGCUAUACUCCUAUUGAUGCAGCCCAGAAUUGCAUUGGCUUUUUUAGCUGCCGCGUCACACUGUUGGCUCAUGUCAAGUUUGUGGUCAACCAAGACUCCUAGAUCCUUUUCACAUGUACUACUCUCAAGCCAGGUGUCCCCCAUCUUGUAUUUGUGCCUCUCAUUUUUUUUGCCCAAGUGCAAUACUUUACAUUUCUCCCUGUUAAAAUUCAUCUUGUUUGUUUUGGCCCAGUUCUCUAAUCUGUCAAGGUCGUUUUGAAGUGUGAUCCUGUCCUCUGGGGUGUUAGCCACCCUCCCAAUUUGGUGUCAUCUGCAAAUUUGAUCAGGAUGCUCUUGAGUCCAUCAUCCAAGUCGUUGAUAAAGAUGUUGAAUAAGACCGGGCCCAGGACAGAACCCUGUGGCACCCCACUAGUCACUCUUCUCCAGGAUGAAGAGGAACCAUUGAUGAGCACCCUUUGGGUUCGGUCAGUCAGCCAGUUACAAAUCCACUGAGUGGUAGCAUAGUCAAGACCGCAUUUUACCAGCUUCUUUACAAGAAUAUCAUGGGGCACCUUGUCAAAUGCCUUGCUGAAAUCAAGGUAGGCUACAUCCACUGCGUUCCCUUCAUCUACCAGGCUUGUAAUUCUGUCAAAAAACGAGAUCAGGUUAGUCUGAUAUAUUGUUGGGAUCAAUCUGUUCUCUCCAUUUUCAAGUUUCAGAUGCGACACACCUUUAUCCUUCAUCUUCUCAUUAUACAAGGAAUUGGGACAAAUUAGUAGUUGAGAUCAAAGAAGAAGAGAAGAAUGAAAAGUUGGAGGGGGAUGCAGCUUUAAAUAAACUGUUCCAGCAGAUAUACUCUGAUGGCACAGAUGAAGUGAAACGUGCCAUGAACAAAUCUUUUGUAAGUUAACAUGAGAUUUUCUGAGUUGUGUUUAAUUUAUUAUGACUGCAAAUGUAACAUCAAUACCCUUUGACAAGGAAGCCUGCCAUAGAAUUGUAGAGUUGGAAGGGUCCCUACCAAGGAUCUCAUGGUCCAACCUCUUGUGAUGCAGAUAUGGCUGUUUCUGAGAGUUGGAGAACCAUGAAAUAAUAGGAAAUUAUUUUGCAGGUGGAAGGGUGCAUUGAACUUCUUAGUUCAGUGCUUAGUGACUGGGCCACUGUGUCUCCUUCUCGCCUGCAGAACUCAGUCUACUUGAUUCUUGGAUUAUUCCUUUUUUUAAAUAAUCGACAAAUGUGUGUUUUCCUGUUUCAGAUGGAGUCUGGUGGGACAGUUUUGAGCACAAACUGGUCUGAUGUGGGUAAAAGGAAAGUAGAAGUCAAUCCUCCAGAUGACAUGGAAUGGAAAAAAUUCUAACUUUUUCAUGUGCCGCUUUGUGCUGCCCAUAUUUGUGUAUUUACCAUUGUGUGUGGACACAGCAUCCUUGAAGCUGAAGCACUGAAUGUUCAUUUGAAGAUUAUUCCUGUCAUCUUACCUUGAUAUGCUCUAGGAAUACCUUUCUCUGCAGGUCUUAGAGGAAUUGAAGUCUCUUACUGCUUCUGUCCUUGAAGGGGUUUUUUGGGGAGAUAAUACGAACCUAUCAUUCGUACAUUUUCUGCUGGAUUGCUUUCUGCUUUCUGCUUAUGUAUUUGGAGAGUUAGCAAGACUUUUAAUGGGCCACCUAGGAUUAUUGCCUUAUUAAUACACAAAAAUUCUUUAAAUAAUUUAUUCGCUUUGAUGAUUUUGGGGGUAAAUACACUUUUCACCUACAGUGUUAAGAUUGUUUGCUGUUUAACUCUGCAUACAAAUAAAACUGUAAAUAUAUAACUUUUCCAAAAAUAUCUUAGGCUCAUUCUUUGUCAAACUAAAACAGUUGCAGAAAGCAAUUUUUUUUUUAUAAGAUAUUUAUUGAGAUUUUCAAAAUAUUACAAAAUAAAAAUAAAAAAAGAAGAAAAUACAAAUUAAAAAUAGUUAAAAACAACUCAAUCUUUCCAUUACUUAUUUUUCAUUAGCUUGCAUUUUUUGAGUUACGUAGCCUGUGGAUAGGCCUCCUCUGUGCUAAAAUUAGGAUCUUAGUACCUCAGUACCUCAGUGGUACCUCAGUUUAAGAACAGUCCGGUUUACGAACUCCGCAAAACCGGAAGUGGUGUCCUGGUUUGUGAACUCUAAGAAUGGAAGCCAAAUGGUGGAAGGGUGGCAGGAGGCCUCAUCAGGGAAAGCGCGCCUCGGUUUAAGAACGGGUUCAGUUUAAGAAUGGACUUCCGGAACGGAUUAAGUUUGUAAACUGAGGUACCACUGUACCUCAUUCGAUUUACAAUAAAAGUAACAGACAUUGCUCUAUAGGCAUUAUACAUAGUGUAUUUUUAUAAUAUAAUAGAAAUAAACAGAAUAUGCACAUAACAAGAGGCUAACCACCAUAUCAUAACCACCGUAUAUGAUAUCUAUCCCGCGAGCCCACACUGCUGUCCUUCUCCCAUGCAAUCACAUGGAACGGCAUUGAGUUUCACCUUCCUUCCAUCUUGACUUAUUACUGUGGGUGAACCAGGGUUCAUCUCUUAUAAUAAAAGUGGGUCAGUUUCACAACAAGCCAAGUUCAGACUAUGAGUUACGUUUGAUAGGGGAACGGACUCCCUCGGGAGGUGGUGGACUCUCCUUCCUUGGAGGUUUGUAAGCAGAGGCUGCAUGGCCAUCUGUCUUGGAUGCUUUAGCUGAAAUUCCUGCAUUGCAGAGGGUUGGACUAGAUGACCCUUGGGGCCCCUCCAAACUUUACAAAGCUUUAUGAAGCUGAUUUGUUACACUAACCAGAGUUUGUUAUUUCCCAUAGCUCAAUAAUAAGCCAAGGUUCAAUAAAAGCAAAACUAAACACUUGCUUUAACGGUCUGCCUUAUGGGAAUCCUUUGAAGCAAGAGGAUGUUCAGAAGUAGAUUGUACAGGGUCCAGGGUGGGGGCAAGAUAGAAAAAUGCACAGUGAGUGUGUUGAAGCCCUUGGGGACAAAUGGCACAUUGUGUCUUAGGCUCUGGUAUCAUUCCCUUUCCCAAGAUCAAACUUCAGCCCCAAAGGUGUUCUGUUAAUUUCCUAGACUGGGAAAGUGAAUUGAGAGUCCCGUCCCCCCACUGCUGCCCUCGGACUAUGUACAGUUUUGUUUUGUCCCUCUGUUACCUCUGGUCAAACAGGUUUGGCAGUGUUUUGAAACAGAACACACAUCUCCAGAACCUGUUUACCACUAGGGAAAGCAGAUUGAGUCUAUGCAUUGUGAACAGAAAAGUCUCUUUCAAAUCAUCUGCAACUGUCUGAGGGGCAGGGACACACACAGGUUGUUGGGGUUUUGGAGGGGGGAUUGUUGCUGUUGAUUUUUUGUAUAUUUUAGAUUUUUUGAUUUAUGUGGAAAUCGUUCAGUUUGAUUUUGUAUUAUGUUUUAGUUACUGCUUACAGCUGCUUUUGUUAUGUUUUGGGGUUUUUUUCAUGUUGUAAGCUGCCUUGAGCAUGGUUUGAGCAUGGAAAGGUGGCCUACAAAUAAAAUUAUGUACAUAUGUA